GGCAGCCUGCUUGCGAGAAGCGGGAGGCGAGUACUAGGGCGCUAGAAGCAUGCUCCCAGCCCAGCUCAGCCAGCAGAUGAACUGCAGAUCACGGGCUCAGGAUUACAUGCAAGCUGCACAGACACUCUGCUGCUCUAUCUAACAGUCAGGUAGGUCCUUCCCAUUCACCUGCACAGAGCUGCAUUGACUUGGACUGGCGACCAACUUUCUACCUCUCAUAGCCCAUGCUAGCCCCGAGGCAGGAUUAUUCUCAGUAUUGCAAUGCCUUGAAGGACCCUGGAAAGUUAAUGGCAAACUCCUAAUUCUUUGCUGAUCUCUCAUUUUGGCACAUAUGGACUUUAAUUCAAACUCAGCUGAUGAUGUCUUUUGCUCCUUUUUGAUUUUGGAGAGUUUCAUCAUGUUAAGGUGGCAAUAUAUUUUUGGGAUGAUGGAUGCCUCCACACUGCCUUGUGUCUUAAAAUCAGAUUCAUCUCGCAUUUUGUAGCCUGUAACCUGGCAUAUAAUGUGUGAUAGGAUGUGCUGUCUUCUCAAUGUAGAUACAGUCUAGUCACAGGGGAGUCUAUGCAAUCAAGUUUGGGUACAGAUGUAUCGACUUGCACAUUGCUGUCAACUCGCUGGUGUGAAUCGCUGGAUAAUGAACACAUUCCCAUGUCUUUCUCAGGGGAACAUAGUUUAUUACAGAGCUUUACACACACACACUCAGCUCAGGGGAUCUGACAGAAUUGGGGUGCUAUCCAAAGCCCCAGCUUCCUCAGAGCUUGAUACUAAAGAGCAGAUUAUUUUGCAUGAUCUCAUACAGUCUAAGCCUUGUUAUACAGUGAGUAAAAUAGAAAUGUACCUCGAUCACAUAUGACUUCCUUUUAAAUGACCUAUGUCUUUUUUUAUUUUACUCUUUUGGUCUUCAGCUCAUUCUAUUUUUGCAAAUAAAACAAAAAAAUAACAACGCACACCUCAAAUAAAAAAAAACAAACAUUAGCUCUUAUUUAAAAAAAAAUAAAAAUGUGUUAAUGUCUUUUUUUUUUUUUCAAGACAACGAAUUCUGUUGUUUCAUUCAUUUUAUAGUGUUCUUAUUAAUGUACAAAUAGUCUCCUUAAAGUGAUUUAUGCUUGGAAAAUAAAUGACAAGCCAUUUCUAAAAGCCAUUUUAAUGCAUACAUAAAUAUUUCGCUUGCCAUCACACAUGCAGGUGCUGUAAAUCUUGGAUAUAGCUAAUACGUUUAUACACAUAAAUCUUUAAACAGCUUGCAAAUCACCAGGUAAUGAAUGAUACAUCAGACAAAUGUGACUGCCUUCCGAUCAGCUUCAUUCUAGGAAUGCAUGUCCUGCUAAGAGUUUAUUGUACAGUAUACAGUUUAAUAGAUCUAAGCAUUGAUGCAUCCAUGAGAAGGACAGCAGGUAAUUGGAACUUUGGGCAUAAAGAAAUGAAAAAUAUAUUUAGUUAUUUUUAGCUUUAAGAUGUUAGCUGCUUCCUCUAAAGAAGAGAAUAUCCUACUUAAGCACAUUUCAUUGCUUUUAAUUUGUAGCAGUUUAGUAUUACAGAAACUCCUUUGCCAAUUAAGACCUUCUUUUUUUUUUUUUUUUAUAAUUUUGUUGGCUGGUAUUGAUUCUUCUGCAAACUUUAUAAACUCUGGCAGAUUGGCACAAUAUUAAGGUGUCAGAGGUUGACUUGAGUGCAGAUUGGUGAUGCGCAAAAUUAAUCAGAGCUCCAAUGAUCUAGCCUGUGAUGAUGACACAGACCUUGCUAACAAUUAUAGAUAAAAUUAGGAGAGUGCGUUAAUUUAUGGAGCUUCAGUUCCAAUUGUGAGGACAUUUGACUUCAACACCCUGAAUGCUCUUCCAGCUGUUGCGCAGCAAAGUAUUGUGGGAAUUGUUGUCCAAAACAUCUGGGGAGGUGGGAGACAGCUGCUGCAGUUGGUCCUCACCCCAGGAUGAUUUUAUUGAUUAAGGUUAUUGAUUACAUGAAAUUGACUUUCUGCUCAUGCAUUCCUAUAGGCUGGCUGUUCACUGGUCCUGGGGACACGAAAGAGUACCACGGUGUGCAGGCCACUGGACAAAAGCAUGCAACCGGAGGAUGUCUAAGGCUGUUGGGGGCUGCAGAUUUUCCCCUUGUCAAGGGAUCCCUAUGGGAAUGCUUGCCCUGUGGUGUUCACUAAGCUUUUUCCUGGUGACUGUGAGUGGAGUCCCAGCAGCCAGGCUACCUAUCACAGAGGCCAAGGAGGACAGAGGGAACAGAAAAACUGCAGGUAAGAAGGAAGGGACAUGGGAACACCCUUUAACAGUUUACUCUUGGUUUCGCAAACAUGCACAUGUGUUCUAGCCUGGGAUUGAAAAAUCUUUUUUUUUUUUUCUGUUGCUGUGAUUGUACGGAGGUCAUGGUUUGUUUGACAUGGAGCCUGCUUAUGGAUUGAGCUGUUCUUGUGAAAUGCAAAUGUGUGUGUUGUUUCUGGUGUGCCCUGUGAGAAUAGCAGGGGGGAUAUUGUUUGAGGACACUAAUUAAUCAUUUGGGUAGUUAAGUUGCACAUUAACUCUUUACUGGUUAAUAGAACCUUGCAUUGAAUUUUAAAUUGAUUUUUGCAUCGAUCAUUUGUGCAGAAUGUUGUAAUGCACUCAGCUGUGAAUGGACAAUGGUACAUUUAGAUUUUGGAGCAAAAGAACAUUGUCAAAAAAGGAACAGGGGGUGUACACGCACAACGUGUUAUAAGUCUUAGUGUUUUUCAGGAGAAAACCAUCCACAGUUGAUUGUGUGAAGAUUAGGCACUAAAGUGUGAAAAAUGUCAACGUGACAUUAUUUGUCAGAUUAUUGGGCAAUUUAUUGGAAAUUUUCAUGUAAAGAUUUAAGAGUACAGAACAUAAGGAAUCAUCCAUACAAAUAUCAGUCUAAUAAGUACCAUUUGUACAAAUAAAAUAUAAAUUAUGUAAUUGCUUAAAGUGUCGCCCCACUCAUUUUCACAAUGUGUAUUUGUAAAUCUCACAUAAAGUAAACAUUUUUCGACCUGGGCAUUAUUCAGUAAACUGAGAAUUAAAUUACCUGAAUUGGAGAAUGUUUCCAAUUAUCAUAAAAUUAGCAUUUCUCUUGUCAGGUGGAUUCUCAGUUUAGUGAAUAAACCCUUUUUUAUCAUCAUCAUCAUCGUCUUUGUGAUGGUCUACUGAGUUUUGUUUUUUUCUGUCUAACACUGUGGUAUACCGCAGUAUACAUUGCAGUUAUAUUUCACUUUUGUCUCAUUAAACCCCCUCGCGGUUUGUUAAUGACAGCACAUACCUUCAUAUGAAUUGUACUUGCUUGUUGCCUUUAUAGAUCACUUUGUCCUUCACCAGUUCCCUAACUAUCUACCAUACAGUUUGCACCUUGGUGAAUACAUUUUUUUACAUGGUUAAUGAAGUUGGUUUCUUAAGAGACAUGUCUUGUCUCUAUUCUGGGAAGAUCUCAUAAGACGUUUAUUUACCUGUGUCUUUUUCAAGUACAAUCCAAUUAAUGUAUGAAAAGACAGUUUUCUUAUCUUGUCUUUUAUCUAGAACAAUUGUCCAUUUGGACAAAAUAUUCACAUACUGAUUGUGUUAUGUCUAGUUUUUUCCAAAAUCUGCAACACUUUAUCUUUGCAGAGUCAUUUGCGUGCACAAAAUUCCAGGUGAUCUCUAGAACAGUGACUUUUGAGCCCGUGGGUCAGGAUUCAAACUAAGGUCCCCCUAUGAAUUUCAGUAGGUCCCCAAAGUCCCCAGACAACAGCCCAGAAUAAAUGAAUCAAUUAGUGCAACAGCAUUGCCCUCCCUAGUGCAACUGACUAUAUCUGUAACACUGCUAACAAACUGAGUGUUUUGCUGGACACAAGUUUGCUAUGUUUUAUAACUGUUGUGGAUGACAUAAUUGAUAUAAUAUUAAAAUUAGAGAAGGGGUCACAAGCUUUAGACCAUCCACCUAAGCAGGUCCCUGUCAAAAAAGGUUAAAAGUCGUUGCAAAAGACACACCGGUACCUUUCCACAUUCAUUUGAUAAAAUACUAUCACAGAUGAAAGUAAUGUGGAAAUGUAUUCGCUCUGUUAAAAUUGCAAAACAAAACAGAAAGGUUGGUUUGUUCACAAUCAGUUUGUUUGGAAAGUUAGUUUUGUAAAUGGUUAAUUUUAUGUGUAGCCCCAGCAUCUAUUAAUGUGCUCAAAAUGUAUCGUGUUUGAGGGCUACUGUAAAAUCAGCAUGGCUGUACUUGUUACCUUCACUUUAUCAUAUAUUUUUUUUCAGAAGACGCAAACACCAUGUAUUUUAAAAAAGUUGUUAAACUUUGGCCAUGCUUAAACUGGAGCAGUCAGUGAGAACGUUCCUUUUGGUUUUCACUGUGAUUGCUCCACAUUUAGGAAUUUGCACCUAACAUAACCCUCUAUAACAUAAGGACUGCUUUACUGAGUGGAAACAAGGCAUCUUGGCAUUUUAUACAUAAAAUACCAUGCUUUCGCAGUGCUGUUGGCUGAGCAAUGUGGGAAUUGUAGUCCGUAGCUGUUUGGAGUGACAGAGGAUGGAUGGAAUGCAGUGUGGCUCUUGAAAGUAAAUGCUCCAUCGACAGAUAGUUGCAGUGAGGUGAAUUGCACCUUUGUUUUUUGCCUUUCUUUAAGCAGAGACUGUGACAGGCAGUGCUGUCAUAAAAUAAUUACCUCUACCUUUGUCGGGAAGAAAGUGAGCCUGCUGAAAUCAAUGUGAAUAAAAGAGUAAUUACUGCCUUCUGAGAAUUGGGAUAAAGCAUGCUUUAGGCAUAUUGUACUGUUCCCGUUAUAUCCUAUUUUUACACGAAAAAAAUGUUACAUCAUUUAAAUAUAAUAUGCCCUGGGUGGGUGUACAAAGGUACGCUUUGUGUCCAUCAUUAAAUGCUUCUCCUCGUUUUGUGGGAAAUGCCAUCGCUAAUAAGGUUUUGCCAAUCUGCAAGCAUCAACUACCACACCUAUCACAUUCAGCCAGAAGGUCUAAACCCUUCCAAAGGUCUGCAGGUGCUCUAAUUGUCCAUUGUUGGCAUUUUAUAUGACUUUCUGUAUUCUUAAAAACGUAAGAUACGUAUCUAUGACUAAUGCACCCUUUUUAUAUAAGAAAAAAACCAAAAUGCAAUAUUCUAGUGAUACUUGACUUAAUUAUGUUCAGCAUUUUAUAAUUUUGCUUACAUUUAUUAUGUUUAUUUGUAUUGUCUUCAGCUCUUUGUGUGAUAUUGGGCAUGUAUUCAAUAAAUAGCAAUUUGUGGAGACUUACAAACUGAUUUCUAAACAUAUAACCAGAAUAGAUUGUUGGAAAAACUACCCAACUCAGCUAAAUGGAUAUUUUUUUCCAAUGCAACUAUUUUAGCCUCAGUCCUGCAGCUCUCGAGUCACCACAACUUGCUGUUUAGUGACUAUGCCCCAAUUAAGGUAAAUGGAUGCACAGUGCUUUUAAGUGGUUUAUUCUCUAAAUGGUAAAUUUUGGUCAUAUGACAUGGGAUUUUUAAAUGUAAGCCAAUAUAACAAAUAUUAUAUAUAUAUAUAAACAAAAUCUCCAACUGAGCUUUUUCCAGUUUACUAUUUUUACCUACUUCUCCAAAUCCCAUUAUCAUUUUAUCACAGUUCACUUUAUAGCAGGCCUGUCCAACCUGCGGCCCCCCAGAUGUUGCUGAACUACAACUCCCAUUAUUCUUUCAAUUAAACAGAUUGCCAGGGAAUCAUGGGAGUUGUAGUUCAGCAACAUCUGGGGGGCCGCAGGUUGGACAGCCCUGAUUUAUAGUAAAUACGUCCCUAAAUGGUAUUCAUUUACAUGUAAAAUGUGUGUCUGUGAUAUGAGCCCCCCUCUCUCUGUCUGGCUCUGUCUCUGUUUCCCGUAGUGGUUUUGUCAGUAUUAAUUAAAUAACAGCAGUGUAUUGAGACAGAUUAUGUAUCCUCGCUUGUUAGAAUGUAUACAAUCAGCGUCUGACAUGCUAAGUGCCAGUUCAUUGCUGAUUUGUGUUUGAUCUUCGUCUUGAGACAUUGUGACACAGGGUUAAUAUUUGGCCAAGCCCAUACCUUGCAAGUAGGAAAAUUCUGCUGUGGGUCCUGGAAAAAUCUAGAGCCUGGGGAGUAAAAAAUCAUACAUUUUUUUUUUUCUGUUUAAAAUUGGUGUCACUUAAUGAUGGUCCUCAGCUGCCUGCCCCAUCCUGUGUUUAUUUUAUCGUGGUUCUGCAAUGGAACUAGUGUGUGUGUGUGUGUGUGUGUGUGUGUGUGUGUGUGUGUGUAUGUAUAUAUAUCCUUGGUGUAUAUAGGUGAUUCCUCUACACAAAUUAAUGACACGUGGCAUCUAAAUUAUAGUGUAAAUUACAUUGCGACUGACAGACGUGUUAACAAAGGCUAGCAAUCAUUCCCAAAACGUUUAGUUCAUUCCUCAACUGUGGAUAAGCCAAUUAUGCAUAGUUCUGCUUUGACAACAUAAUGGCUGUAUAAAUAACAUGCGAUGAUGGAGCAAUAUGGGCAGAGCUUUAACACCAGCACAAAGCUCUAAAGGAUUGGAUAAAGCCAGGCUGACCAAAACAAUGCCCCUCGCCAUCAUGGCUGUGCGUCAUGAGAGCUGUAGGCUGUGGGCAAAUCUGUGUGCAAAAGGUUACAUUAUCAUGUUUAUAUUUAAACACCUAGAACAUUGUGAUCUUUCACUUAGACACCCACCCACUGGAUGGAAAUGAGUAGGCAUCCUUAUUAUUCGUGGCAAUCGAAGGGUUAAGUUCCUGACUCACUCGAAUAUAUGUGAUAUAAAUCUUACUCCAACCUCUGCUCUGAAGGUUUGCACUGUUAUUAAGCAUGCAGUAUUGAGCAGCUACAACUCCUGAUGUAGUUCGUUGGCAGUUUGAGAAUGUAAUACAGACACAUCCAGUCCUGACGGUCCAGAUACUGAUGCACUACAUUUCCCAGAAUGCUCUGCCUGCUGCCACCCUGUCCUAUAAUGUAUAUUUGGAACAACACCAUCCUGUUAUAGGUAGGGUGGUGGAUUAAAGGUUGCCAGAAAACUCAAAGAAAAUCCUUCUUUUUCUUUUUUUUCUAAGCAUUAAGUUGGAUUGCAUGAAAGGCGAGCUCUUUUAGUCAAAUGGACCAUGUGUUAUUAGCUCAUUAGAGAGCCUUGUUGUUCAGUAGAUUUUGCGUUUACACUCUAAGGCUUUAUUUUUCAUAAAGGGGGCCUGGAUAGAUUUUCCCCAGUGAUCUAAUGCUCCACACGGGGCAAUGAACACUAUAACAGCUACCGCUUUGUCCUGUUUCUCUGCUACAUAAAACACACAUUGAAUGAAGGCAGUCUGGAGGUAUGUGUGUGUUUGCUAAUAUGAAUGCUACCCAUUAGUGGAUAUAGAAUAGGUGUAGAUUUUCAUAUCCCCGCAGGGAGGUGUCCAAUUCUUGGCAGGAAGAAGGCAGAUGGCGUUCUUAUUGAAUAGAUUCCAAGUUUGAAACACACAAGAGGCCUCAACUGGGCUAUUUUUCCCCCUUCUUCCUCAGAAGCUGCUGCUACUGCAGCAAGAACAAUGUUUUCGUUUUUUUUUUCCCGUUCCUGGUUUUUAUGAAAGAAAUUGGAGGGGCAAGGCCUAUUUUAAAUGUGUAUGCCAUUCACGGGCCAUGACAGGGAUUGCUUGGGAGGUCAGCAAGUUCUUUGAAUAGAAUUGACCGCGAGCUUUAGGCAUUCAAGCCAGAAUAGAAAUCUGUGUGAUGAAAAACGGCAGUGAGGGGAGGGAACCUUUUCAAUUUGCAUGGGUAUCUAGAUAAAGAUAUUAACACUAAGUCAUUUGUCAGUGAACACAAUGGCUGCCCUGAUUUCUAAACGCGCUGAUAGAAAUCGCAGCAUUGCACCUUGUUAAUUUCCACUGGCAUUAAUAAUGUUUUAAUGUAUAGAACUGUCAAAACAACAAAACGCUAUUUUUUUUUUCCUUGCGUUCCCCAUGGGCAUUCUAGUGAGUGAACAACUUAAAGUAUUGUGAGGUGUCACUCAUGUGAAUAACAUAUGCAAAAAAAAACCCUCUUUUCGAGUCGCAGAAAAUGCACUCCUUGCGUUUAGUGCAUUUCGUUCGUCCUUCUGGCAUAACAGUUUAAAUAUUGCGCUAUUAGUAAACUGAUCCAUUAAAUAGUGAUCAGAUAGUUGCAAACUAUGUGACUGUGUGAAAGAGAACUCAGGGACAUCUUAAUCACAUUUAAACAUUUUGGUGCUUCAGGUAAUAUUUCAGUCCUGUGUGAUAUGUUGAAGACUAUUACAUGGGAACAGAAGUUAAAAAUCAUUCUCUAACCUUUUCUGUUCGAUCCUGGCAUAAAAUAUAUCUGUGAUCAUUUUAAUUGUCUAGCAGGGAAAUUCACUAAAGGUAGAUUUCAAAUUUAAGGCCAAUCUAGCAAAAUUGGGAGAAUAGCUAAAAAGUUUGGCUAUUUUUUUCAAUAGUGUUUCAAAUUCACUUUGAGUGAACCUUGAAUUCCUAUUUUAGUGAAUAACUGUUGAAAUUAAAUGCUGUGGGAGACAUCUGAGGUCAGCGGAGGCAAGGAUUGAAAACAGGAUUUAACCUUUUGAGACCCAGGCCUCCCAAAAUCAAAAAGCUUCUGUCUCUGCUGUUUUCUGCCAAAAUUAAUAAUUUGUGACUUGCACAAUGACCUUUGCAUACUUGUUGUUACCUAUCCCUUGAUAACAUAACCUACAGCUUUUGUGAUGUCUUUUCACACCCUGAGGCUGAAGAUAAAUCAUUGCACAUUGCUAUUUUUCCACAUAUUUUCGGCACUGUGCAUCCAGUUCUACAUACCUGGCUACAUUAAUUUGCAGAUAGGGAGUGCUAGGGGUGAUAAUCUGUUCUAACCUCUUAUUUUCUCCUCUAUUGAAUGUCUCUGGUGGUUCUGUUCAUUAGCUUGAAAGUGAUAGCAGUGGAAUUGUUCAAAAAAGUGUUACUUCAUCCAAAAAAACAGGGUGCUGGUCUACAACCAAUGAAAAAGUAGAUAAAAUAAAGGUAUAGUUUACCUCCGCUCCAGCGCCGAGUCCAAAUUCUCCUUGUGUUCCGCCUCUCCUCUUUUGAUGUCACGCCCUCUCGCUGGAUGGAGAUUUUAUGUCCAUUAGGGCGUGCUGAGGGGAGGACGUGGGCAACAUAGAGGGGCGAGCUGGACUACCAUUGGAUGCCUGUUUCCAGCAUGUUGUGGGCUGGCUAAUAACGCCCCAAUAAUUCUGGCAGAGGUGCAGUUACACCUCCGGGAGCAGAGGGGUUAAAUUCUGUUUGUGCAGCAUUACUUAGCGAAACACUGCACAUACAGACUCCAAGCACCAUGACCACUUCAAAUCACUGACAUGGUCAUGAUUCUUAAAGUAUCCCUUUAAGUAUUUUUGCUAUGAUACUCAGUCAGCCUAAAGCAGUCAUUACUGGUUUAUGGCAUACGGAAAAAUCACUAGGGAAAUGUUCAUUUAAAUUCUAUCUGAAAAUAUUAUGAACAAAGACAUUAAUUUGUUACUACACACUUAUGACACACCUAGAGGAUCAUUUGUAUCCAUUUAAUUUUUUUUUUAAAAUAAAUAGCCAAAAAAGCCAAAAGUUAUUACCCGUGUUUCGAUUGAAAAUAAAAAACAUUUUGGCAUUCCUCUUAUUAAAGUGGCAUUGCACCAGGUUUGCAUAGUCUGAUGUGGAAUAACCGUUUUGGGACAAAUUCUGCAGGUUCACCAUACAUUCCGCAGCGCUGUACAAUGGGUCUAACAGACACAUAAUUGUAACCAGACGAGUUGGACACAUAGGAACAGAGGGGUUGAGGGCCCUGCUCAAUGAGCUUACAUGCUAAAAUGACACAAAAGGUAAGGGAUGGGUAGAAAGUGAAUAUGCCCAUUCCCGUCUUAUUCAUUCGUGAUUAAUACAGCAGUGUACCAUAACUGUGUCUACCCAAGCAUGUAUGCUGUACUAACUCAUAAUUAUUCAUCUGAUUCAGGAACAUUGUUUUUUUAAUAUAUAUUUUGUUACUUUUUAUUUUACUGCAACCUGUUUAAUCCUGCAGCAGUACGAGCCACGAGGAGCUAGGCAAGUCAAAUAAACAUAUACACGUUUGGUCUUGCAUAGUCAUAAUCGUAAAUUAAUGUUGUAGAACACUGGAAAUUAGAAUUCCUUUUUGUUUAUUCUCAAGGUUUGACUAGUAAAUUUAUUGCAGUUUGGUUUGUUAUAUAAUGUUUAUAUUAUGUAAUAUGAUUUUUUUAUAUAAACUACUCACUAUAUUCGGCAGAACUGUACAGUGUGUUCCCUAUGUAAAAUAAAUACACAUACGUACUCAUCUACGUACUGUGUAAGAAUAUUAAAUAUUUUAAUGAGUGGAAAGAUACUGAAAAUGACACAAAUGCUCUUAAAGAGAUCGCUUGUACCUUGCUCUAGUUAUAGUGCAGGGUGUCUUGGGUUCUCAUUUUUUUUAUUUUUAUUGGUUCUCUUUCCUGGCUUUCGAAGUAUGGCCCCAUUGCUGCCCCUUUAUACUGCGGGAUUUUAAAGGACCACUAUAGUGCCAGGAAAACAUACUUGUUUUCCUGGCACUAUAGUGCCCUAAGGGACCCCCUCCCGCCAGGCUCUGGGGAGAGGAAAGGGUUAAAAUCUUACCUUUCUCCAGGGCCGGGCAGGGAGCUCUCCUCCUCCUCGCCGCCUCUUCUCCUCCUCUUCGGCUGAAUGCGCAUGUGCGGCAGGAGCUGCGCGCGCAUUCAGCCAGUCUCAUAGGAAAGCAUUCAUAAUGCUUUCCUAUGGACACUUGCGUCUUCUCACUGUGAUUUUCUGGCUGGAUUAACCUAUUUAUAAACACAGCAGUUUCUCUGAAACUGCUAUGUUUAUAAAAAAAAAUGGGUUAACCCUACCUGGACCAGGCACCCAGACCACUUCAUUAAGCUGAAGUGGUCUGGGUGCCUAGAGUGGUCCUUUAACUUGAAUGACAGCAAUAGACCGUGAACACCAAUGGUGGAUUAGUCCAGAGUUUGCAAACCUUUAUUUAAUUCAUUCACAAAAAUCCUGUAGUGUUCUGUAGCUAAAUCUUUUUAGGAACAGCAACUCUUCACAAAAAUCCUUCCAGAAAAGGGAUAAACAAAGAGGUUUGUAGGAUAUUAUAAAAAAAAUGUAAUUGCACUUUGGCCAUACUUGACAACUGUCUCGAAUUUAGCAAAACAGUCCUGAUUGUAUCCCCAUAUCUCAUCAUCCUAGUUGUUUUUUGUUUGGUUUAAAUUGAGGAAUUCUCUUUUGUAUGGCAAUGGAUGUAAUAGAAACAUUUAUCUGGAUAUACAAACAAAGCCAUUAAAAAGAUCAUCUGUAUUCAGAAAAAAGGUACUGCAUAUAUUGAAUAAGGUAUCUAGAGCCUAAACGCUCUCCGGGCAUCAUGGGAAAUGUAGUUUCCAAAUAUUUAUAGUGCCAAGGUUAGCAAUUGUUACUCUUGGGCUAUACGAACCAUAUCUAAUUUCAGUGUCAAUCUCCAUCUGAUACCUUGCAUGUGCUCUUUGAAUCAAUGUUGCAGAGAUUGGCCUGAACUCUUGCAUUAAUCUGGGUUGUUUAUUAUCUUGUCAAAUCUUUAUAAAAGCCUGGCCUAUGAUUAGAACAAAAGUUGGUAUUGUUUGAUUCACUUUUUUGUUGCUGCAUUCUUUAUUUAAAGGAACACUAUAGAGUCGGGAAUACAAGCAUGUAUUCCUGACCCUGUAGUGUUAAAAUCACAUGUAGGGUCCCCAGCCCACAUUGCCCCCUUAAAUAAGUUUAAAAAAAAAUCACCUUUUUUUCCAGUGUUAGGUGGAUCAGCGGCCGCUGGCUCUGCCGCCAAUCCACCUCUUUGGUGGUUGGCCAAUCGCGAUGCUUUGGCUAAAUGCCACCGUAGCCAAUCAGCAUUUCCUCAUAGAGAUGCAUUGAUUUAAUGCAUCUCUACGGGGAGCGUUCAUCGUCUCCAUAUUAAGAAUUCAUUGGAAUUGAACAAUUGGUCAUGGUGGGAAAUGUUAAAAUCCCCACCCUGGUUUUAGAUGGGCUAAUCUAAUUUCCAUGCAUGUGCAUUGCUCUUUAAAAGUCCAGCCAUUUAAACUUAAUCCGAAUAAAGUUGGUGUUUAUUCAGAUGAAGUUAUGUUGUCUGGAGUGUUUAUUUUUUUUUUUUUUUUUAUUCUUUUGCAAUAAAUGAGCAUUUACCGAAACAAUUUCAUAUGCAAACAAACCAUUUUGAUGUUUCAGAUCAUAUCACCUGAUCUUUAAGCUUAUAGCGGACAUAGUAUGUCAAGUUGGUGAAAUCCCCACAUGGCCCACAUCAGAACACAAAAAGCUUGUCCAGGAAUGGGUUAACACAUUUGCAUUGAUCAGUAACCCAUGCAGUGCAGAAUUCCUCUGUGGUCUCUAAUUAAAAGCAUGACAUGAUUUUGAUUAGUACAAUGCUUAUCUGCAAGAUUAAUUACCACUACCUUCUUAUCUUGGGAGAGACAAGCUUUCAUGUCUGAUAAGAGCUGAAAACACUUGGGAUAUAUUCAGGACAGUAGAAUCCACUGGAAGAGAACCACUGUGCCGUGAUUUAUUAACUCUGCAUUCUGAGUGCCUUUAAUUCAUUCAGACCAACCUUUACAGUUCCAGUUUGAGUAGGGAGCUGUUAACAGAGGAUGUCAAACAGAGAAAGGUUUAUUCACUAAACAGUAAAAUGUAUUGGAUAGAAGAACGAAUUUCAAAAUGUAAAGAGACACUAUAGUCACCAGAACCACUUAAAGGGACACUAUAGUCACCUGAACAACUUUAGCUUAAUGAAGCAGUUUUGGUGUAUAGAACUUGCACCUGCAGCCUCACUGCUCAAUCCUCUGCCAUUUAGGAGUUAAAUCCCUUUGUUUAUGAAACCUAGUCACACCUCCCUGCAUGUGACUUGCACAGCCUUCCAUAAACACUUCCUGUAAAGAGAGCCCUAUUUAGGCUUUCUUUAUUGCAAGUGUAUGUGAUUAAAGUUCAAUUUAGAGAUUGAGAUACAAUUAUUUAAGGUAAAUUACAUCUGUUUGAAAGUGAAACCAGUUUUUUUUUUCAUGCAGGCUCUGUCAGUCAUAGCCAGGGGAGGUGUGGCUAGGGCUGCAUAAAGAGAAACAAAGUGAUUUAACUCCUAAAUGACAGUGAAUUGAGCAGUGAAAUUGCAGGGGAAUGAUCUAUACACUAAAACUGCUUUAUUUAGCUAAAGUAAUUUAGGUGACUAUAGUGUUCCUUUAAUGUACUGAUUCUGGUGUCUAUAGCCUGUCCCUCCAGGUUUUUCAAUGUAAACAAUGUAUUUUCAGAGGCAAGGCAGGGUUUACAUUGCUGUCUAGUAGCCACCUCUAUUGGCAGUCACUCAGAUGGCCACUAGAGGUGCAAACAACCCUUUAAACACUAUAGUGUUCCUGUAAGCCAACCAUCCAAAUUGAACAAAUAGCGAAAAUUAAGAAUUUCUCCAAAUCACUUUUUUAGCUUAAAGUUACACUCCAAGUACCAUAACCACUAUGUGUACCUACAGUGGUUAUGGUGCUUGGAGUGUUACUUUAAAGUGACAAUCUAAAUAGCUUAAACUCUACAGGUAGAUUUACUAGUUAUGCAGUCAGUUGUCUCUGAUUGCCAGCUCCCAUUUUUUACGAACCUGUUUGUGAGUAGUUUGACAAAGACUGUCUCCUCUGCAGCCGCAUUUAGAAUGUGGAACUUACACUUCAUCCAGGCUAAGAGCACUGAGCUAACUGGCAGCCAUGCUCUCCAACAAUUUGACAAUGAACCAGGGGAACAACAAACAGCCUUUUUACACGUCGAGCUGUAGUAUGUUUGAUUUGCUUUGUGUCUCUGUAAAUGUUGCAAUACCAUUAGACAAAAUGCUGAAACAAACUCUCUGCAUACCGAAUUCUUAUUUCAAAUAGAAUCAAACCCAUACUUUGGUCUAAAGGCUAUGGGUAAACAGGUUGAUAUCAUAUGUUCAUACUGCUCUGUGGAUUUUAAUCAGCUAUUCAGUACAUGAAGCAUACUGGUAUUUUUGAGGUGUGUGUAUGUGUGUAUAUAUAUAUAUAUACAUUUGUAAGGCCAUAAAUCUAACAGAAUGUUUGCGGUUUCCUGUCCAUUUUUGUUGUCCUCUGUCUAGCUCCCUAUAUAUAUGUAUUUUUUUCCUUACGAGUUUAUUACAGGUCAAUUACAAUAAGGGGGCUGUGGCGAGCAGGCGUCUAUACAAAUAGUGGGGUUACAUGUACACAGGAGGUGAAACGCAGUGCUGACAUAACCUGUUAAUUGAUCUUUGACACUUUCCAUCCCAUGCCAAGAUAAUUGGAGUGUAAUUGCUUUUUUAAAUCUUCCCCUCGCAUUCCAUAUCCAAAAAUAAAACAAGUUUCUAAAGGCAGAAGAAAUUGUCUUCAGGUGCAGUCAAAACAGAGCAUAUCAUCUAGUUAAUAACGUUCUUGGUUUAAGUAAAAAUUUGCAUAGAUAACAUUUUUUUUAAAUAGUGACAACUUUAUAAAUUGUAAUUUUUCCUUUUUAAAAAAACAAACUGUUGUCAUGGUGAUUUUAGAACCAUGUGAAUGUACUUCAUCAUUUGAGCAGAUCAUUUAUUAUAAGUAAAUACAUUUAUGAAAUUUGCUUUAUGCGUAUAUUUGAUUUUGUUUUGACCAAACUGGUUUCUCAGUGCAGUGUUUUUUUGUUUAAUAUACAAAGUGUUUAUGAAGAAUUGUCAAGAAAAUAAAAUUCUUGUGUCAAGUACACAAAUGGAUAUUGCAGGAGUCUGUUGGCUGGGCUUUAUACUGUUUUAGGAGAUUUUAAUGAAUCAUAGUGAUAGUUCUCAUACCUAUAAUUAAACAGGGAUGUGUGAAAGAUUGAACUUUAUGGUUUGGGAUUAUUUUGCAACUUGGACUUUGCUGUUACUGUAGGAAUCUAUUCACAAAAUUAUGGAUUGUAGUAAAGUAAAAAAUCAGUUGCAAAAACUUGUUGGUUUGGAACCAUAGGUCCUUGAUUUAAAUGGACACUAUGGGGCCAUGAACACAAACAUGUAUUCCUGACCUUAUAGUGUUAAAACCACUAUCUUCCACUCCUUAAAACCACUAUCUACUUUUAUUCCAGUCUGCUGGUGCAGGCUCUGCCCCUGAUCCGCCUUCUUAGCUGACAACAUCAUAAGUUAUGGACUCAGCCAACCACAAUGCUUUACCAUAGAAAAGCAUUGGAUUGGCUGAGAUUGCCAAGGAGGUGGGCCUUCGGGGCAGAACCUGGCCAAUCAGCAUCGCCUCAUAGAGAUGCAUUAAAGCAAUUCCUCUCUGUGAGUAAAUUUCAGUAUCUCCAUGCAGAGGGUGGAGACACUUAAUAACAGUGCUACACACUGUGCAGCACUGCCCCAGGAAGCACUUCUAGUAGCCAUUUGAGGAGUUGCCAGUGGAGGUAUCUAUAGGCUGUUUUUGAAAAGACAAUGUUUACUGCAAAACGCCUGAAGGGAAUGAUUCUACUCACCAGAACAAAUACAAUAAACUGUAGUUGUUCUUGGGACUAUUGUGUCUCUUUAAUUACCUUUCCACAUGAUUUAUCUAUAACAUUUCUCAUAGACUUGAAUGGUGACUUCAGUAGUGAAUCAUUUGGACCUCAAUUUAAUAUUUUUGGAUACGCUUAUGAAAUAAGGUAAUCAGUGAAUCACAGUUUAUUAUUACUGAAAUCAGAUUAUGAUCACAUUGAUAACACUGUUACAUAAAACUGUUACCCAUUGAUAACCGACUGUAGACAGUAAUUGUAAUAUUUUCGACAACUCGGCUAAUUUGAACAAAAUUAUUCAAGCUGAUAUCCACUCAUAGUGUAGUUAUUACAGACCAAACUCUGUCUACAAUUUUUCUUAAUUAUCAUGAAAAAGAACCCUAAUUAGCUUAAUUCUGUGGAUUUUUAGUUCUUUUGAAAGGAGUUAGACACUUUUAUAUUUGGCAAAAUACCAGCAUAAAUUACUUUAUGACAAUGUAAAGGCACAUGAAACACAUUUUUGAGGAUAGAAUCCGUUUCAUUGAAAGCUCAGACAAGAAAAAAGCAGAUGACCUCGGCAAUAGCACAGUCCUCCCUUCUCCCGUUCUUAGUCUCUAAUCUUUUGAAAUACAGCCCUUCAGAAUUCUAAUGUGCUCUACACAGAAUCCAUUUAUGUUGACGCUCUUUACAUCACAGGAAAUAUUGGAUGUGCCUUUAUUUACUGGCCUUUAAUCAUGGGAUUACCUAGGCUUUGAGUUACUGGUCUAAUUCAUUGCAAUGAUACCCAUACUCCAGCUGCUGGGCUGCGAGAUAGUCAUCCCUGCGAGUGUCAUUGGGUCAACCUUCCCAGAUGAGGAGGUAGGUAGCCUAUCUAUCUAUCUAUCUAUCUAUUAAUCUAUCUAUCUAUCUAUCUAUCUAUCUAUCUAUAUCAUUGGAUUUAUGUGUCAUUUGAUCUAUCAAUUAUUUAAUCUGUAUAUGGUUCGAUCUGCAUAUCAGUUGUUUGAUCUGAGAUUCAAUCUGUCAAUCUGUGUUUCUAUGGUUUGAUUUAUCUAUAGAUUAUUUGAACACUGUUUGAUCGAUCUAUGAUUUGAUUUGUCCACAAAUGUGAUCUAUCAGUGCUUUCCUUUUAUCUGCAAACUGUUUACGCUAUCUGAUUGUAUUUAUCCGAAUCUAUAUCUGUACUUGUCUAUAUAUGGUUUGAUCUACGUAUCGAUCUUUGUGAUCCAUCUAUCACUUGGUCCAUGUUUUGUCCUGUUUAUCUAUGGUUUGAUCUACUUAUAGUUUUAUCAAUUUGUCAACUGCCUGAUCAAUGGAUCUUCAUGUGUCAGUUCCUUUCCAUCUGCUCAUUAGAGUAAGAAAAAGUAUUACUUUGGCCAAAUACAGCCUUUGGUAACGAGAUGAUGUGCGCGUCUAUGAGAACGACCUGUUACAUCAUUGGAAUUACAGCUUUUUGGCGGGUGCAGGGUGUUAUAAAUACUUACAUGUUUUCCUCUGCUGUAUUUCUGAUAUGUGGCACUUUAUUAUUGAUAGUAAAAUUAUUUUCCUUACAGGUACAAGCACCCUUAGGCUCUGUGAUCUACUUUAGUCUAACAUUCCCAGAAUGCUUGCAAAGACAAAGGCAUGCUAUGAGUUGUGUCUACAGCUUCUGCAAUGCUGCGAGUCUCACACUCAUUAGGUCCCUCUUCGAAUAGGGAGGGAUACCAAGCAAUCCAGGGUUCAAGGCCCGCAGGUUAAUAUAGGCCACGUCCAUGUUUUCCUAAACCCCUUUAAUUCACUUCUUCACACUGAUGGACAACAUAUAAAAAACACUGCCCUUCUCUUUGUAGAAUUCAACGGUUUCAUGAAGAAAAUAGAGGAGGAAUCCUUUUAUUCCUUAACAGAUUUCCUUGCAACAAUGUAUUCGUCAUACAACGAGGCAGAGCUUUUAUGAACUGCUUAUCAGUAUGAGGAAGUGUAUGUAAUAUGUUUAAACUGGGAACCGAAAUCACAAACACAGCCGAAAGCUCAGCACGAAUGAGUUUAGUUUGGUACAUGUGCAUUUCAUAGUAUAUCGUUUGGCAGUAAUUCCCUUUAAUUAAGAUUAAUUGUGACAGUGGUGUGAGCAUUGUCUAGAAAUUGUCUGUUGUAUAUCUGGAAAUUCCCUCCAGGUAAAUUCACCUUUACUUUUCCUUCGUCCGUACGUUGUGCACCAAUAUUUUUUUCAUGCCUCAACUUUCGAACUUUGAUCAUGGUAGUUUCAGAAUUUUGUGGCUGGCAUAAUUUGUAAAAGUGCCAAUUUUUUAUUAUGAGAUGUUUAGAUGUGGUUCUGUUUACAUGCAAUGAAUACAUCUCUUCGUGCCUACAAAUUCUCCAUUACACAGUAUCAGAGUUUUAUAUGUAACGAAUAAAUAAACAGAUAAAUAUUGCUAUCGAAUAAUCUGACAAAUCAUCAUGGGAGUUGUAGUUGCCACCUUUUGUAAGCCUUUGUUAAGGGACUUUGAUUAGUAUUGUUAAAGAUUAUUCUCCAGGUGCCCAAAUAUUAUUGCACAGUUUGUUUGUUUUUUGUUUUUAUAACGUAUAUUUUAGAAUUACAUGUUUUUUUUUUUAAAUAUUGUUUUUCAGUUAUUUACAUUGUUUUUUUUUUGUUUAUUUUAUAACGAUUUGUUUUGCUUAGAAUGUCCAUCCUUUCUGUCCCAUUUGGUUUUCCAGCACAUUGCAUCUAAAGAUGCACUGCAACUGUUACGUUUCUCCUAAAGUUGAGAAUAAAAUACCAAAGCAGUCGGGAGAUAUACAUAAGAUAAAGCAGGGGAACUACUUUGUCUCCCAUAAGUGACACGUUUUUACAAACUGUAGCCAAGGCAGAGGUUCAAGCAGCUUCCAUAUCUUGCCUUUUGCCAUCACUUUUCUCAAGCAAUGGCUGGCUCGACUUGGCAUCUUCUUCCAUAUCUUAACAAGGAUGAUCAUCUUUGUAAUAUCUUGGAAUCAUGCAGAAUCUUUCAUAGACGUCCAUUUUGAAUUACUGCACAUGCAUAAGAGUACAUCAGAGACAUUAUCCCUGAAGAUAAAUCCAUGAGGAGCUUAAACGAUAUAUAACUACCUUUUUCCCUCUAAUCGGUGGCACCACCACAAAUGCAGACAUGUCAUCUUGCAGAUAUUGAGGCCAAGAUCAUGACUUAGUGUAAAUUCCUUCCUUUCUUUUCCCUCCUUUUUUUUGUUGUUUUUGGUACCUUGAUUGCUAUUUGUUAUUGCCUUUCUUUGUGUCCGGUGGCACACGACGCCUGGCACCUCUCUACGGUAUUGGAGGCUUCUGAGAAAAUAAAUAACUAACUGCUUUACUACGGUUAUUUCCACUUUAUUUUAAUUUGUGCGUAAGUAUAAAUGAUAUAAAGUCUUUACAAGUCCCUGGAAUAAUUUUCAUUUUGAAACUAGGACACUCGUAGCUGGAAUGACAAUUAAUUCUCCCUGAAUAUGGUCCCAGUUGGAGGCCUGGUUUGAAAAGGCUGCAAACUCUCUGUGUACAACAUUAACUCUGAAGAGCCUUUGCUUCCGUUUUUAAUUAGCGAGCCAGUAAAAUUUAGCUUAUUGUGCAAUUUCUGGAGCUUUGUCCAAGACGAUAUCUUAAGGUUUGCUCAGUCUCCUUGUGACAAGGCUGUUCUUCAUUUAUUUUUUUUAUUUUUUUUGGUUUUCUUUAGUAGGGAAGCUUUUUUUUUUUUUUUUUUUUACAGGAUAUGUAGGAUUAAGUCCAUUGUGCUGUGGGUAUUUAGAGCCAGCUGCCUACAUCAAGUUAAGAUUAGGUAGUGCACAUUAGAACAUUAAGUUGAAGUGAAGUCCGGAUUUGGUUUUUGCAUAGCUAUGAAUCAAAGAUGAGGAAAGUUUAGGAAGCAGCUCUGUGGUAUCUGAUGGACGCAGAUUUUUCUGAAUGUAUUUACAGCAAAAUAACAUUGUUAUUGUAGUAUCAGUGCCUAGGUACAAAUAGCCUGAACACCAUGUUUUUACUAAGCACAGUGAUGUACUACAAUGAAGUACAUUUCAAUAGCAAUUUUCACUUUAAUUCAUCCACCUGCCUCUCUCUGACAGGAUUAGCCUUUCAAUGGUCUUAUCACUUAAACAGAUAAUUUCUUGAAAUUAUAUUGUUUAAUUUACUGCAGUAUUUUAAAAAAAGCUUGACAGUGUUAAAGAUAGUUUCCAUAAUAUACAGACAGAUGCGGUAGGGAGGCACGCAGUAUUCUGGAGUUAGCGUAUUCUGGAGUUAGCGUAUUCUGGAGUUAGCGUAUUCUGGAGUUAGCGUAUUCUGGAGUUAGCGUAUUCUGGAGUUAGCGUAUUCUGGAGCUAACGUAUUCUGGAGCUAACGUAUUCUGGAGCUAACGGUUUCAAACUUCACUUACACUAUUUCAGACUUUAUGUAGAGUUGCAAAAGCUAGUUCAUUGCUUAUUUUGUGUAUUCUUUCUCUGAUUCCGUUUUUGUAAUGUCUUAUAGUACAGAAUGAGUUUUGGGCCAGCACUAAAGCAAAUCUCAAAGGUUUAAAAUUGUACAAGAUGAUGAAUAACAUGAAACAAAACAUAUAAAAGCUAUUUUUUAAGGAGCAAAUCUACAGCAAUGUUCUAAAAGUGAUUUGCAUGGGUAUCGUUAGUCCACUGUUUUGCUUUGUCUUAUUUUUGUUCCUAUAUAAUUCCUGUAGUGUGAUCCGUAAGUUAUAGAACAGGAAGUUGGUAUUGUGUAUUGAGAAUGAAUUACAGGAGAUGUACUUGGUUCCAUACGGGUAACACUGGAGUGGAGAUACAGUGAGUGCAUUUAAUAGGGGUGCAGUACUUACAAAGGUUUCUACACAGUAAAACAUGGAGGCUGAAGGAAAUAAUGAAUGUAGUGGAUUCUCUUGUAAGGUUAUCUUUACGUUUUGUCCGAUAUAGCUAAGUUGUGUUAACUUGGUCCUUCAUCCUUUUUUCCCUUCAAUUUAGCUUUAAUUUUCCAAAAUAACUUUUUAAUUUGACUCUAUAAAUUGAAUAAGCCCCCUAGUAAAGUAAAUAACAAAAAAUCCGACUGCUGAACCAUUAGAAAAACCGUAGAAUCCUGUAGAAUGAUUUAAUCCUUUUUAUUUACAGACACAUUUUUUUGUGUGGCAGAUCUGUUUAAAAUGCUGUGCAGUUGUCCUGGUGCCUCGAAUUGUCUAUGCUCACAUUCUUUAUAAAGUAAAUCCCUUUUAGUGCAAAUAGCAACUCUCGCAGCCUCCUCUUUUCUACAAAUAUCCUCUUUAGCACAGAUGUGACUGGAAUACAAACUUUUUUAUUGUAAGAAAAGCACCUUGCAAAUUGCACCAUGGGACACAGUCACAUAUCACUGUCACGAUCACUGGCAUGUCAUCCCCUGGUCCUUUCUGUACAUGGGUUAAAGCAGAAUUUCAAUGGAAACUUCAACUGUAAAAUGACAUGUAGUUAAACAUAUAAGUGAGUCAUACUACUUAUUCAGAGGCUUUGGCUCUACCAAUUGAGCAGGGUUUAUCAGUGUUUUUUUUUUUUUUUUUAAUCUUAGACUUGUAAUCUACCUGAAACCUGUGAUGCAAUUUACCUGCUAAUACAUUUGAUCUCAGGAUAAAACAUGAGUAAUAUACAUUCAUACUUCCCUGAUUUUCAACUGGGGAAAAAACAUGUGGAUCUCACUAUUUUUUUUUUUUUUUAAAGAGAUAGUAAUCCUAAUAAAAAGUCUGGUUUAGAUUCGUGAACAUAUCUUUCAACGUUCAAGUAUGUAUAAAAGUUAUGUCUCUUUUACAUCUCUUGCUCCAAGAUUUCUGCAUGUACGAUGGCUUGAAUUACCGGUAGUUUAUUUGUACCUGUGACUUUUCUUAUCAGUGACCAUAGGUUGAUUUCUUGUAGAAUUAUACUUGGUUUAGAAUGAAAAGCAACCAAUCAGAAUGAAGCUUUCAAACAAAAUGGUUGUUACAUUUUUUUAUUUUUUAUUAUUCAUUCUUUCCCACGUGGUUCACGGGCAUGGGAGGCCUGACAAUCUAGAUCGCCGUCUGGAUCAGUAAUGUGCAGGGUUUUGGGCUACAGCUUGAAGACACCAGUCUUCUGCUGUGAAAGCCAACAGAGGUAUGAUGGAACCCCUCCAGAGUAGUGAACCAAAGUGAAUCACCAGGCAAGAAUUGUGCAGUGUCUUUGCUGGCCCAGCACUUUGUGGGUUAAUGCUUGAGCAAGAGGUAAAUAUUCUCAAUGCUCUCCAGGAUUGGGCUGGACCCGGUGCCAUUUGCUGGGUCCUGAGAUCACAGUGACUGUCAAACAAUGAUGACUGUGCGAUAUGGAGGUAUCUGCAAGUGGCUGCAAGGUGAGAUGAGCCAUUGGUGUCAGUGCAGUUACUAGAUACAAUCUUUGGCUUGCACAAAUCUGCUGUGCAUAUCAUAUGGAAUAAGGAUAUAAGAUGCAAUCUCAACAACCAUAUAUCAUUGAUGCAGGUUCAAUAGGACCAUCCAUACAGGGACCUGUGAGUUUUGUGUGCAAUAGGCAUAGGUCUUUAGUUUGUACUUGCUCCCCCUAACCAAAAGUUGCCAGCUCUCCCCUGUAAUCACUGACACAUGCUAUAGCUUAUACAUUUACAUUUGAACCUCUAGAGCUUUUAGGUAUUUUAAUUGCCUGUCAACCCUAUUGACAAACAUCUCGAUAAUUCAGAAGUUUUCGGAGUUGGCGGAAAAUCAUAUUGAGUAGGGUCGUAAAUCAUUUACGGACUAGGUGCUUUGUCCAAGAUGAAGCAAUUGCUCCAAAUAAGUGACACAAAAUUGGAUGAAGCAUUUUGGCAAUCUUGCAACACUGUAGGGUGUGUUACUAUCUGCACAUUUCUUGACACUUGAAUCCAAACCUGAUGAGCCCUGUAGCAAAUCAGUGUUCUUUAUGGUUUGGGUGUUCAUCGUCAAGGUUUUUAAUUAAGGAAUACAAAUUCAAAUCUUAACGUGUCACUCUUAUUAAAUUGGUGGAGUUUUAAUAACAAAAAUGAACCAUACAUUAAAAAAAUCAGGUUGCAAUUGCUUUGUUUAUUGUGAGAUUGCCAUGUUCAGCUCUAAAACUUGAGGGUAACAUUGAAGAAUAUAUGUAAUGUGUCUUUGCCUUUGUUAGUUGACACAACAUUUUCUUUUAAAAAUAUAUUAAAGAUUUAGCAAAUGACAUCACAAUCAGUUCAGACUCACUAGGGCACACAUUUCAUAGGCGGAGAACCAGUAAUACUUAUUCUGUUUCAAUUCUCUUGGCAUGCCUUUUUUUUUGACUGACAGAUGUAAAGAGCAGACAUUAUAACAAUGGUUGUCAGGGAUCCAGGUUGGAUGCACCACAUUCUAGGAUAAGAACCUAGGCUGGUUAAAAAUGAGUUGAAAUACAAUUUCGAUGAACUUCUUUAUGAGAAGUACUUUGUUUCAUUUCAGUUUUAUAUUGAUUUGCAUACUUUGUUAUUUAGAUUAAUGCUGCUGAAUUACACAAAUAUUCUAAACCUUCUGUUAGUUUUCCCUAUCUGCAUUUAUUAUCUUUGCCCAUAUAUAAAAACCUGCUUUAAUAAAACCUGAUACAUCUAUAUAAGUUUGUCCAAUAAUAACAAUAUAGUGCAAUUAAUAUUCAACUGAAUUUACUGUAACCGAUGCCAAUAUUUGCACAAAUUGAUAUAAAAUAUUUUCAUGAAUUGGUUAAGAGCCAGAAUUUGCAACAUGCUGUUUAGACUGUUAUCACACGCACAAAUCUGAACAUUCUAAGCAGAAUUUAAUGGGGGAAAAAAGUCCACAGUGGAACACAAUAGGGGUUUAUCUAUUAAACUGAGAGCUUAGAACAACUUUUCAAUAUUUCCAGCUUGGCUCUUUUGGCAUAACAUUUGACGUUGCAUUUUAGAUUUCUAAUUUUAAUAAGAUACUUAAAACAAGAAUUUAAGACCUUGAUGGCCAGCACCCCAAAUUUCCCAUGAUGCAGACUUGUGCAAUUCUGCAAACGCCUGGCAAAGCAUCGUGGGAAAGAUUUAAACACCUGGAUUAUCAGUGUCAGCCAUUGCUGCAUUAAGAUAUUGAGCUCCAAAAGCCUUCUUAUGUAGCAAGAUGUGCUUAUUGCUCUCCUUUCCUCUUGGACCCUUUGGAUAGCUGUGUUUAUUUAAAUGAUACGUUUGAUCUAAUGUAUAGAGUGUCAAAUAUUCAUUUUGUUAUUCUAUAUAGUCUGUGUAGAUAUUAACUGGGUGGCCUGGGGCUUUGGGAAAGAAUUCUAUUAAUUUUGCUCUGUCUAGAACCUGCUAAAAGGCUUUCUUCGUGUAAACUAUAUAUUUUUUUCAAAAUCUUUUCAAGACUAAAGCGUGAAGGUUGUUUAGCUAUUUUUAAAAAUGGAAACGUUUCUAAAUAAAUAAAUCACUGUCAAAUGUUGGUCCCCUUUGGGUACUUUUGACCGGGUACGGCCUUAAAUACUAUUCUGACCUUAAUUUUACAACUCAGUUUGUUAGCUCAAAACAACCCAACACAGCAGUUAUUUCACGAAAUUACCCCUUUUGUAUUCCACUGUAGGAGCCGGAAAAACAAUGAUGGUUUUUUAACAAAUCCAAUAUUGGACUGUUUAGUAAACAAUGAUGGUUUAGUCGUAGUUCUAUCUCAAUUUGUCUUUUGAAUAUUUUCUUCCAAAUUUCAGUUCUCUGACAGCAGGGAUGGCCAAAAUCAGAUCCCAAAAUGUUGUGGAAAUUCCCACUCCGUGCUCAACUUGGACAGAGUGCUCUCUCCUCCCCAUGCGCAGUCCAGACUCUUCCAAUCAUUGUACAGAGCGCAGAUCAGUAAACCGUAACAAUAGCAGAUACAGUAGGGAUUGCUCUGUCUGGUGUUCAGAGCAAUUCCACUUGUCCUGGGAGAAAGAACUCUCACUAAGGGAUAAACAGGACAAGAGGUUUUUGGAUAAGAGCAGACACCAAAGUAACAGAAGCACUGGGAAUUUUAAAUGCUCUCUUUCUUUUCUUUUCUUUGUUUUUGUGAUUUAUUUUUUGCAUUAUUAUUGUAUGAUCUAUACAGUGCACUAAAAACAAAUGUCAUUUUUAAGUAUACAUUCACAUUUGGGCCUAAUUGUGUAAUUCCCUUCUCAAACUCCACAAUAAAGCAUGUAGUGUGUCCUAUCCCUGGGAAAGUUCAUUGGAACUGGCAUUAUUUUUGUUUCCAAAUGGCAGUUAUCAUUUGCACACAAUAUGAUGAAAACUAGAGUUGUGUAAUUUUGACAUAAGUAGUAAUCCUGCUCUCUCUCUCCCCCCCACCCCACCCUGGAACGUCUCAUUAAACUCUAAUUAAGGGCUCCCUUAUCUUUGCUUUUCUAGAAUUUGGUAUCAAACAGAAAGAUUCCGUAUAUCUGAACUUUUUUUUUUUUUUUGAAGGUUUCAAAAUAAAAAAAUAAAAAAGCAAGCGGAUGUGUACUGCCAGACUUGGCUGCUUUUGCUUAGGCACCAAGCUUCACACUGUGAGGCAAUCGGGCGUCAAGAAUAGGCCAAAAACCUGUUUGUGAGACCUGAGUGGAGAGCUCUUUCCUGAUUCGUGGUAAUAUUCCAUUCCAGCGGUGAAGGGAGGUUAACUCAGUUAAGCCUCGAGGUCAGCGUCAUGCAAAGCUAAAGGUCUAUUCAUUGUGGAGAAGUGCUUCGUUGCCCUGAAAAGAGAUGGAAAAAAUGUUUUUAUGGAUCAGUGUAUAGGUCAGCCCCAAACGUUUUCACUGUAAAACAAACAAAAUACUGUGACCGAUGCAUUAAUGCGCAGUAAGUCCCGACAACGCGGUUUGAAGUUUUUAUUGUAAGAUCAUCAGUGAAAGUCUUGUCAAUAUGAAAACGUAUUUUCUUUAAAUACUUCACAUAGUUGACAUUAAAAACAUGGUUGAUUGCUUUUGCGUGAAUGUUCACUUUAUUUUCUACAUUUAAAAUUGUUGGCUGAAAAGCGUGGCAAGAUAGGCUAGUGACAGAUAUAAAUUUUGUGCUGAACAUAUUUUUGUUAGUUUUUUAAUGAUUUUCCUUGUUUCUAAUUGCUUCUUGGGAAAUGUAAUUCUCAAACAUAUAUGCAGUAAGAAAAAAAAAACAAUGUCUCUGGAUGGCAUUCUUAAAUAGUAAAAAAAUUUUUUUUCAAAAAAUGCAUAAUUCAGGCUUGUUGUGAUUUUACCGGAUAACUCUUCAUUUAUAGCAUUUAGUAGAGGACUAGGGAACAUCCCUUAAGGUUAAGGAAAAUGUGAAUUUUUAUGAAUACAUUUUCAUUCUAUUUGUAUUUUUAUUACUUUAUAGUAAGUUCAUUUGAGGUGUGGAAUUCGCUUCAAGAAAGUUGUUUUAAUGAUUCAGUCAAAAAAUGUAAAAAAAACAAAAAAGCAUCUUUGUUUUACUCAAUAUAGGAUUAUAGUUACGAAACAAAACUGGGAUAAUGUCAGUCCAAAAAAAAUGAAUUUCUUUGGUGAUAAAAAGAGAACUUGCUGUUUGCACAGUCUGAAUGUGUCUGACAGAAGUGUCGUUUUAAGGGCUUUUUUCAAAGCGUUUGUUUACAUCAGUAUGGUUACCUAAGAAAAAUGUGAUUGGUGUUGUGUAACUUCUGACUUUAGUAACUAUGUAAUUUAAUCGUCCAUGCAAAUACAGCAGACAGCUCAGAUAAUUUCCUAAAUUUAGGAGUUUUAUACAAUGUAUCUUAUAAAAUUCUGUUAAAGCACACUUGGGUUUAGUGUAUGUUUUAUCUUUAAGUAACAUGGAAAUGCACCAUUGUUUCACUAAGACAGGUUAACAAAUGAGUAACGGGAGACUUUGCAGACAGCUGUCUGUCUCUUCAGCUCUUGCUGAGAAUCCUUUGUGGCUGGAGCCAAUCUGGGAGGACUGCCUUCUCUGUACAGACCUUCGCAGAAGUGGUCCUUAUCUCCCUAAAGAAAGGCUUUGCCUGCUAUGCAUGGGUUUGUUUUUAUAAAAACAAACCACUUGAGGCUAUUCCUUCUACAGGCGCCCCAAAAAGGCCCAUUAAGGAACAUAUUGCUUAUACUAGCAGGAGGGAGAUACCAAUCAGCUAUACAUUAAUACCGUAUGUGCUAGAAAAUGUGAACAUGAACUUGUUUCACUAAACAUAUAUUCCAAAUUAACUAGUGGAAUGUAUAACUCCCUGUACUAUGUAUGAGUUCUGUUAUUAUUCUUAUUAUUUAAUAUUUUUUUUAAAUCUAUUUAGCGUUUCUCAGUUCAUAUGUGUGUAUCACAGAUGCAACAUAGUUCCAAAAAUAGAUUUUUAAAAACCCACCACGUUGGUUACUGUAGAUUUAUAACUGAGCUCACUAGUAGAACGGAAUAAAGGUCCAAAUAUAUGAAGCGAUCACCUUGGAAAACCAACUGAAUCAACAUUCCGUUGGUAUCUGCAAUUUAAAAACUUUACACUCCACUUUUCUAUUAGCAACACAUUUAUAAAUCUCCCCACCCCAAGAUUUACUUGUAAAACAAAACAAACAAACAAAAAAGUCACGUUUAAUAUAUGAUGUGUUUGUUGAAUAACUUGUACUAUAAUUGCAUUGUACUAGUGUCCAGUUGGCUUCUUUACCGGAGUUAGACUGUCUAUUAUGCUGGAGGCUAGGAGAUUCAUUCCUCCCCAUGAUAGGCAGCAAGCAUGCAGAGACAUACAGACCUCAUGAAAAGUGCCCUGGUCUAAAAAGAGUUGUCAGAAUUUGACUGAUCUGCUGCUCAACAUCUGCCUCUUCAACCCAGCUGGUUUUCCACCUGCCCUCUUAGAAGGUUGUCUCGACUGAUCUAGAAAUCAUUUAGGACCAUUUUAGAAUAAAUAUAAGUAUAUUUAUAAUAGAUUAUUGGAUUAAAAUAAAUUUAUGUUAUUAGCAUUGUUAUUUUUUAGUACACCAACAUGUUCUGUAGCGCUGUUCAAUUGGAAUUUAAAACAAAUCAAAUAAAUGAAUUAUGACAAACCAGUUGAGGUGAACAGGCGAGGAGCUCACAAUCUAGACGAUAAGAAACUGUCUUCUGUUAUUGAAAUGAUGAAAAGUUUAUUAUAAUUGUAAGAUGAAGAAUUGUUAAAAUCUAUAUCCUAGUUAUCUUUUGCUUCAAAGGGACACUCCAUGCCCAAAUACAAAAUACAUAACAAUCACUGUUUAGUAGAUAUAUCCCAAAUGAAAACUUGCGUGUAUUUAAUUAUGCAUAUUUUCAUUAGAGGUAAAUCUGAAAACAGGUUGCAAAACCUGCAUUUUUCUUGUCUGCUGCCCUCCUCUGCUAACCCCGCCCAGACUUUCUGCGACUGUCCAAUCACAGACUUCAUAAAACAGCUCAAUGAGAAGUCUUUGCAAGGCAGGUGCUCUGAGCAAUUGCCCAACUCUUGAGUUUAGCUCCACUGAGCUAACCAAACCAGGAAGUUACUGGACCAGUUCUCUGACUGACAGCCGGGGAUGUAAAAAGUUUAAUUUAUAAAAGUGCCAAUUUGUAUUGAAAUCUGCACUUUUUGUAAAAUGAAAAAAAGAGGACACACUCUUCCCACAUUAAGCGUUUCAGCAAGCCAAAAUGCUUUAGGGGUAUAAAGUGUGUCUCUGUAAUGUGAAAACAUUAAACAAUGGCAAGGUUUGGCAGGGUUAUUUACUAAACCGUGAAUCAACAGGAAUUCAUUCAUUUGAAUUUCACUUGUUUUUUUUUUUUCCACAAGUCCCAGAUUGUGAAAAAUGAUCUUUACAUAUGUCAUUAUUUUGCGAGACGUCCUAUCAUCUAAGCACAUGGUUAUAUAUUGGGAGUUAAAUCUCCGUUACACUUUAUUGUGAUUCAAAGAAAUAUUAUUUUGGUCUACAUAUUGCAGGUUCUUUUUCAAUUCUAAGCAGUCUCCAGUUUAGUGAAUAAAACUUAGACGGGAAGCUUUCAAAUAUAUCAGGGUUUACAUGAAACUACUUUUGUGUGGAGAACUGCCACGGAAUUGCUUAAUUUAGGUCAAAAUAGCAGGGGUGCGAAUUCUCCUAGUUUAGCAAUUUUAGAAAAAAAAAUUUAAAUUCUUUUGCAAUUUUCCACAAAUGUAUAAAAUAACCAUAUAUCAUUCCAAACUAACCCCUGUGGAACUCACGGAGUUAAACUUUACUUUAUUACUGUUUUGUUUGUCUUCAUUCCUUCAGGUUUCUUAGAGUAUGAAAAGAAAAUUGGCCAUUUAGCAGGGGAAAACUGUUUAUCACUCAGAUAAUUAUACUGACAAGUUUGAUCCUAAGGGUUGUAUGUUGACAGGCCUUCUGGGCAGGUUUGAAGACCAAAAAUAUGUAUAAAUAUGUCCUGACAAAAGCGUUUGACAGGAGCCAUGAGCUUGGUAUAAAUCUCGUCACCAUUUUCACAGAUUUUUGUUUAUUUAGAUUUCCCCAAAUUGGUGUACAGCACAUUUACAAGCAAGGUCAUUUUUAAAUUUUUCUCUUUUUUUUUUUUUGUAAACUAAAACAAGGGCGAUGGGGGUGAGAGAGAGAGAGAGAGUGUGUGUGUGUGUGUGUGUGUGUGUGUGUGUGUGUGUGCGCAUACAUAUUAUAAUGUAAUUUUAAAAUCUUUUUUUAACGUGAUGUGUGUGUGUGUGUGUAUAUAUAUAUAUAUAUAUAUGUAUAUAUAUAUAUAUAUAUUUAUUUUUUUUAACGUGAAGAUUUAAUGGUGCUGAAACUUUAACAAAAACAAAUAAGUAAAACAAUAAUCAUCAUUUAAUUAACCAUGUAAGUGGGUUUGUUGGGGCACAUUUACAAAAACUUGAGAAGACUUGUUCUGCGAUGUAGUAAAGUUAAUUAAAGUGAAGCAUGUGUUUUGACUGAGGGUUUGAAGCGACUUGCUUGCCAAUUUCGAGUUAAGCUGACAGGCAUCUGGUGUGCUGCUGCUGCUGCCUGUAGGCAUUUUAGAUUCUCAGUAUUGUGCUUAAUAGACCUGCUUGCACUUUUUAGAGACUUAUUACAGAGAAAGUGCUUUAUAUCCCCAGAGCUACCAGUAGCAGCCUGAUUCAUAGGGAAAUUAGGUUUGGAGAGAUAGUGAUGGUCUUAAACAGAGUGCCCUACCUGCAGGGGACUCAAACUUUGGCUUAAAAAGUGCCGGAAAUGGAUUUUAGAAACAAAAUGGUUUUACUCAUUCAAGUCUUGGCCCCGUAGCUGGACUACAACUCCCAUCAUUCUGUCUACCAAAGAAAUAUAGAAGAUUUUGCUAUAUUUACUUUUGUAAGAUUUUAUUUCUAGCACAGCUUUAUCUAUAACAUGUCAGGGUUAUUCACUAACAUUAAACAAUCUUGACAUUAUUCACAUUAUUUAACAAUAUCAAUUUAAAAAAAAACAGUGAGUGGGCAGAUAUUUUAUUUAGCAAUAGUCAGCAUUUUUUAAACAAAUUAUUCUUAUCCACGUGAACAGUAAUUUCUGGAAACCAUAAUCCCGUGUUGCAAUCACUCAGCGAUUUAGCGACAUGGGAUUUUAAUAUUGUUUAUAUAGACGUGUGACGAUGUAGAUAUUACAUUACUAUGUCACCUUUUGAAAGUAACAGUCCACUGGAUUGUUUCGCAAAGUACACACAAUAAAUAGUGUCUGUCAAGGUAAUUGUCUUCUCCUGAGAUGUUUUAUCACCCUCAGAGUGAAAGGACUCACUUAAGUGCAGAUUGUUGACAUGACAAUUAGAAGACUAGAAUUAAUUAGCUGAGGUUACUUUAAGAUUGUCAGAGAAAGUUGAAAGAGCUUGGUAAAAAUAAACAUCUGUUUCAGUCAUGUAUUACCCUACUAUCAAAAUGUUCGAUCGUUGUGUACAUAAAAGGGGGUUUAUUAACUAACUAAAUAAUUGCAGAAAAUCGAAAAAUGAAUUUGCAAAUUAAGACAAAAAAAGUGCUUGUUUGGAAGAAUUUGCCAUCUCUACUGUAGUUAUAGCUUGGGUAUUUUACUCUGAACUUAGAAAACUAUGCCUAACAUUUAAAGAGUUUUUUUUCUGAUUCAUUCUGCUGUUUGUGUGUUUACAUGUCUGUUAAAUAGGAAACCCCAAGUUUCUUGAAAAAUAAAUAAAAAAUUAUCCACUUAAUUUUGAAGAUUUCUGAAAAAUACAUAUAUAAUAUUGUGUUUUAAAUGACGAAUAUCAAUUGACCCUUUUCUCCUGUAAUGCCGUAAGCACAUUCUUGCAAGUCAUUCUUCCAUUGCAUUCAUACAACAUGGGGUAACAUUACGGUAUACAACUGAUUUACAUAGAAUGCCACACACAUGCCUUGACAGUACUGCCUAUAAAGUAAAAAAAAAAAUGGAAAAUCCACGUCUACCUUGAAAAUAAUUAUAUGGUUGUGCAAAAUGUUCCUAUCAAAUAGAUAGUCCUUAUUCAAUUGUUUUUAGCAUUUUUCCUUAUUUUAAGUGGUCCUAUCACUGUGACCUUGCUUUGUCACAGUGAUAGGAACACUGGAAACAACUUUAUGAAAAAGUUUGGUGUGUAAUCAAUAAGAUCAUGCACAAGGUUGAUGGAUUAUCUGACUGUUACAUUAAACUGGAUGGUUAACUAUGUAAAUCUAUAAUUUGAUGUGAAUUUAAAACAAAUUCCUUGUUAUCUGUAAUUUUGUAACUAUAUAUAUAUAUAUAUAUAUAUAUAUAUAUAUAAAACCUUAUAUGAACUCUUUUACACAUUUGCUGUAGUGAUAUAGCAAUGCUAAUAUUUCCUGUUCUACUUCAGUUUAUGUAAGUCUCCAAAAGUAUUGCUUGUUGGCAGAGUUCCACCUGGGCCAUUCGUUUCUGAGACCCCGUGAGGCUUACAUUCUUAACCCACUGUUAAAGGAACACUAAACAUUAGGAAUACAAACAUGUACUCCUAACACUUUAUUGUCCCCGCACCUAGUUAUAGUGGUAGGCAAAGCCUACUGCAAGACAUGGCAUCCUCCAGUUAAUGGUCUAGUCCAAUGCUCCUCUUAGAGAAUAUCUAUUGUCCUACUUGGGUUGCACCGCCAGGUGACGGAGUUGUACUCGGUCAUUGCAAUAGUAGCAUCUCCAGUGGUGGUCAGUGCAGCAGCCAAUGGAGGUGUGUUUCAGCAUUCAAUGUAAACACUGUCCUUUCUGCAAGUCUACCGUGGACCACUGCACCUAGGUUACUUCAUUGAGAAGAAGUGGCCUGUGUGACUUUAGUGGUCCUUUAAGCAGAACAUGUCAUUCAGAGAUACAGAUUGUCUUCUUUUUUUUUUGGUGGUGCAUAGCAAGCAUAUGAUUUGUACAGUACAGGUGUGUCCGACAUUGGCCGAAAAGGUUUAACUCAGUACAGCAAUAGCAUAGCACCCCCUUUUUUUUUUUAAGAAAAAAGUACAAUAACAGUAUAUAACAAUUUGAGCGCAUCUGAGAGGAGUUGUGAGGUGUCGUUUGCCUAGUGAUUGAGCUGUUGGCAUGCGUGGGUGUGAUUCACUAGGCGCUUUACCAUAAUGCCUAAGGGGUGAUGUGCUUCCUCCUUGCUAUGUGAUACCCCUGACCAAGGGGGCAGCGGGGGGUGAUGUGGUAGUAUGCGUUGAGACUCAUGUCUCUGCGGAUUCUAGCGCUCAUGUUGGGUGGUAACUUGAACACGUGUGGGAGAGAUCAAAGGAAAAAAACAACCAAAUAUACAAAUGCAACUUAAAGCAAACAUAUAGAACAGCGUCUCGUUGAAUUUGCCCCGGGGAUGCUGCUCAAGUGCUAUGGCUGUAUUUGUCGGCCCAGUCCCCAUGUUUUGUCAGGUUUCAGUUGCCUGUGAGCCUCCGGCUCUCGGGACGAAGGGUGGUGACGCGGGUAGGGUCCCAAGUGUCCAUGGGGGUGGUGGACCAAUCCCAGUGCUUGUAGGAAGGCCGGUGCCCCCUCGAUCGACAUGAGUGUAUGAUUAGUUCCGUUGUGGGUUACCACAAGAGUUCCUGGGGUUCCCCAUCGGUAGGGUAUGGCCGCGGAUCUUAGUUGAGAGGUGACUGACCCCAAUGAUUUACGCCAGACCAGGGUGCUUUUUGUGAGGUCUUGAUAAAAUGUUAGGGAGGAACCCUCGAAGGUCAGAGGUGUUUUAUUCCUCAGUGCCAUCAUGAUCUGGUUCUUGUCUUGGGAGGUUAAGCAGCGACGAAUGACGUCUCGUAGAUUGUCUUAUUUUUAAGGCAGCUUCCAAGGAACGAGGUGUACAGUGCUACUUAACCAUCUUAGGCUUAAUGCAUGGCCACAUCACUCUAGUUAUGCUGUUUGAUACUAGUAUAAUAUUUGCUAUAAACUGGAAAUGGUUGAAUUGGCAAUAUUGCAGUCUGCAGUUGGCUUUGCCUUUUAGAUGGCUAGUGGAUAACGUUCCAUUUACUAUAGUUCCAAGUUUCAGUAUUGAGUACCUGCUAUAGCCUUGUCAGAUUUUCAUCCUUCUGAUAAAAUGAAUACAAUUAAUUUAGACAAUAACAUUUUGGUGGGGGGCAACCCAUAGUAUUGUGGAUCCAUACUUGUAUCAGUAAUCGAUGUUUAAUAUUCAAGAGCAUCCAGUGACUGUAAAGACAUAUUCCUAAAGAGCUCACAAAUCAUGUGUAUAUAUAUUUGUUUGAUUAUUUUUCUUGAUGUUCUUAUGUUAAUGGAUUACUGUCUCUCUUUUCAGAUUAUCUCAUCGAAGAGCCUGCCCAACUGGAUGAACUCAUAUUUGGGAUUGGAGAAACCAUAGAGUUGUCCUGCAGUGCAGAAGGUUCCUCCAUGGCUACCUCGUGGUUUAAAGAUGGUAUUGCCAUCUUUGCAAACAACAGAACACGUACACAACAGAACAUGCUGAAGAUAAUCAAUGUAUCCUAUGAUGAUUCUGGGAUCUAUAGCUGCCGAGUGUGGCCUUACAGUGAAAUUCUCCGCAAUUUUACCAUAAGAGUAUCAGGUAAAUGCUAAUAUUUAUCAGGAAGACCAGAGCUAAUCAUUUUAGAUACAAAUUACUGAUCGGUUUAGGCUAUUAAACCUUAUAUCACUCAUCCUCGGCAUUAAUUUGGGGAGAUGUUAACAUUGUGUGUAGUAGUCAAGUUGAGUUGAUACUAUGUCUUCUGGUAAAAACAUUGUUAUUAAUACAACAUCUAAACAACAUGCAUUCAGAAACAUCAGGAACCCAGCAUUUAAAGAGACACUAUAGUCACCCAGACCACUUCAGCUCAAUGAAGUGGUCUGGGUGCCAGGUCCCCCAGGUUUUAACCCUUCAGAUGUUCACAUUCCGGGGUUAAUCCAGCCUCUAGUGGCUGUCUUCGUGGAAAACGCAUUCAGUGUGCAGAACGUCCAUAGGAGAGGAGAGGUCACCAGCGUUGAGGGAGCCCAGCGCUGGAUUAAGGUAAGUAACUGAAGGGGUUUUAACCCCUUCAGCGCCAAGGGAGGGGGGCCCUGAGGGUGGGGGGGGACCUAAGGAUUGUGUAGUGUCAGGAAAAGAUUUUGAUCCUUUAAACAUCCACAUAAUCAUUAAGGCUUACCUGGUAGGCUAUAUGUUCUUCAUAAAUCAAUUUGCAAUAUGUUCUCAUAGAAAUUAUAAGGCCUACUCAUCUUAUUCACUUAGACAAAAACAAUUAGAGAUGCACGGGAGACACGGGUCAAAGUAAAUUGUCGGCUACUUCCUUUACAUUGCACAAACUGUUACCAUCAGAAUUGUCAAGUCAACUAGGUGUCGUUUGCUGAUUCUUCAUUUGUAUUGUGAAUUAGUGAGUUUGCACAUACAUGUAUGUUGUCAGGCACACCAAUACUCCAGUUGAAAGUAAUCAGAGACCAAAGAUUUGUUGCAAAAAAAGUAAAUUAAGAGGUACUUUUAUUUAUUUUUAUUUAUUUUUUUUGUUGCAUACAUUUAAAAAAAAUUCAAACUAUAUCAUUCAACAAUGCAAAGCAAUAUUUACGUUUAAAAUGUACAUUUCAUAGUACAGAAAAUGUAACAUAAAAGAAGAUAGUUUUAUCUAUACUUCUUUAUACACAUUAUUUUUUUAUUUAUUAUUAUUAUUCUUUAUUUUUCUUGUGCAUAGUUUAACAAGAGCGUGUAGAGCCACGACAGCUUCUACAAGCAUUUCCAUAACAUUACAAAGCAUGGCUGCUUAGACGGCACAUUUUUUAUAUUACAUGAAAAUAUCAUACGAUUAGACAUCAUGUUUGUAGUAUAACUUGCUAGGCUAGACAUGCAUAGAACAGAACUAGUUGCUCUUUAGGUUAUGUGUGUGUAUCUUGGUUGUAGUGUGACAUAUAGGCAUUAGGAGCACAGUGAUUGAAUUAACUAGAUGUGCAGUUAGCAGAGGUAACAGUGCUUUCUUUAAUGCAGGCUAGUUGUCUGAAUGUAUGCCUACAUAGCGCAUUAAAAAUAUUAAAAAGAAAACUUAUUGUUAGUGAUGUACUUUGCAGUAACAGUUUAGAGUCAACGAGUUAAGUAGUAAGAAGCAACGUCAGGGAGGUCGGAGACAAGUGCUUAGUAGUGGUAAGCGGUUUUGGUCCGCAGCGGGCAGACAGGCAUAAGUAGGGGACACAGCCUAAAUAUAUGUGAUAUAUUAUGGUAUCCUAACCCUCAGUGCGUGUGUGUAGAGGCUGGGUAAUGUUAGGUGAGGGGCGGUGAGUAUGCGCUGGAACCCCUUUUGGUAACAUGAGUAAAUUAAACACAUAGCUGCUUCCCUUGAGGAUCACUUGGGAAAAAAUCAUACAGACAAAAAAAACCCAACGAUAUAUAUCGGAAUAUAAGAGGCAGGAUAGCGUCUCUUGUGUGCAGCUGGUAUGCCGUUUCCCAUAUCUCCCCAAAAGGUUAGGGUAUGGCCAUUAAGUUCCUCAGGCCCCGCUUAACUUAUGCCGUCCCGGAUGUAAGCAUAGUCCCGUGCCCAGGGGGGAUGCUGCCGACUUUCCCAGCUAGUAAGGGCUUGGUAGGGUGGGCCUCUCUGUCCCCAUGGGUUUCCCCUUAAUACCUCAAUGAGAGUCUGUGUCCCGGUGUUGUCCCGCCAUCGCUGUUGCUGUCUGGCAGGCAUGGGCUGGACCAGAGUGGUGCUUGGUUCGUGGCUCGCUCGUGGGGCGCCCCCUCAGGUGCCGUCUGCUCGGUCGCAAUAUCCCUUUACUGUGUGGCCGAUUACAGGGGGAUCUUGCUGCAGCAACUCGCACCUUCAGGGUGAUGGGUGAGUGGGCUAGUGCGCCUCUGCAUAGGUACUUUCGGGUUCCAAGAGGCUGCCUUCUUGCUCCUGUUGCCACCAGACAUAUCUUUGGUCCCCUGCCUCGUGGUGAUUUCCCGCCAGCUCCAUUUUUCCAUGCAGCCCAGUGGUAGGAGUUUCUGUGUGGUCUUUUGUUUGGGUAUGCUUGUGGGAGUGCGCGGCAGGGUGUCAGGCCCUUUCUCCGGGGUUGUUGGGGACAGAAGAGCUUCCAGCUUUUCCCAGAAGGCUUGAAAGGCUUUGUCCAGCCGGUUCUCUGCCAAAGUCUGCUCGCCUCGAGUGCUGGUUGAGUACACUGUCUCCGCCAUUUUGUGUGUGCUACUACUGCUUGGUUCAGGUCCCGUGAUUGCUGUAGCGCUUUCGCCAGGUUGUGCCCGGGUCUCCCGAGGCCGGACCGGGAUGACCCCCACCAGUCCAGAGGGGGGGAGAACAUGGGCCUUGUUUCGGUCUGUCCGCCAUGGAUGUCAGCAGGGGAGCGGCCGUCUCCCUUGCGCCGAUCAUGUGAGUAGGCCAUGCAGGAGGAGCGGGUGAGUUGCGCUGCACAGGCUGCUUGUGUGGCACCAUCCUGUGCCUCUCUGUGUCACCUUCCGCCUGGUGGCCUUUUUGAGCCGAUUGGGUCGCUUUUUUUAUGGGUGAAAACCGAUUAAAUCACGGUGUGAAGCAGGAGCUGCACAGGUUAGUGUCUUCUCACUUCAGCGGUUAGGCCCCGCCCCCCUUUAUACACAUUUUUAAAACACAGAUUAUUAUUUUAUUAUUUAUAUAGUGCCAGCAAAUUCAGUAGCGCUGUACAAUGGGAUACACAGAUACUCAUUUGCACAGUUUUUUUCAUCCUUAAUUCAUAAAAUUUAAUUAGCAUCUCAUUAGUCAAACUUGAUACUAAUUAUUAAAAACAAAAAAUUCAUGAGGGGCAUGUAAAUGCCAUUUUUACUGUUUAUGUAUGAACCAUAUGUAUCUCAAUUGAUGGACAACAUUUUUCCCAUAAGUGAUGGCUAGUAGCGGGAUUUGUGAUGUGCCUAUGGAAUCUCCAUGGGAGUCACUGUCUGUGUUCAGGAUUAAAAAGAAAUGGAACAAAAGGUUUUAGUGGAAAGUCGUUUUUUUGUUGUUUUUUUCUGUCCUCUGACUCCCUGUCAUACAUCUGCUUUUAAUCACACUUUAUUUCAGAAUCCAGCAGACAUUUUGAGGUCACAUCAAUUAAAUUGUAAAAAAGCAUUUGGAUUUUAAGAAGCUGCCCCUCCCCUUUUCUCUCUCCCUGUAAAAUAGUAACAGGAGAAGAGUCCAGAGGACUUCUGAGUUCUUAAAAACGUGUUUGUGUCUAUAAAAUUGCAUUAGAAUGCUUUCAGAAUCCAAGGGGCAACUUAAAGGCAGGAGUUAGGCAGCCAGUGGUAAAUGGAAUGGAAACCAGCUGUGGGUCCAGGAAGGUUAAGGAGAGAAAAUGUUUUGAUAGCGUGAACAAUAAUAAUCUAAAUGAUUUAAAGUAUCAAAUCUCCAGGUAUUUGUUUUAUUUUCUCUCUUCUACUUUAUAACUAUGGAGGAUGAAAGGCAUGGGCAAUAGACGUUUGUGGGGUUUUUUUUUUUUGUUUUUUUUACAUGUCCUUCUAUUACACUUUAAAUUGCUAAAAUUCCAGUAGGAUUUUAAUAAAAAAUAAACAUGGGUGUGUUCUCUUACAAAUACAUACUGCUCCUUUAAAUAUAGAUACUUCUAAUAGAUUCAUAGUGCAGGCUAGCAAAGUACUAUCAUGAAUAUAAUUACAUGCCAAAAACUGGACAUGCUUUAAAAUGGACUUACUAUCCAAAAACAUGUUUUAAUCCUCUUCCAGUGAAAUUAAUUUAUCAUCUUAUCACCUCAGAGGAACCGCUGUGUUUAAUUUCACACCGGCAGUAUAUGAAUUCUGCAUACUGACACUGGGUUACAAGGUUGCCAUUUGUUGUCCAGAUGUCUGUGAAUUCUGCAAACUAUCAGACAGGACUUGAAGUACAGGCUUCAAGUGUGAAAUUAAUUAAUUGAUUUAGGAUUUUGCAAUCGAUUUAUGACUUAUCAAUGAUUAUUUAUUGAUUUCACAACGGAAGCACAUGAAUUCCACAUACUUUCAAGCCCUGUUCGACAUAAUACAGAAUUUGUAAAUGUUCCUCUUACCAGCAGCUAGAAUUUAUAUGCUUCCUGUAGAAUCGUAGCAGACAGGCAACAUUGUACUUCAGCCUUUAUCAUUCUAACAUAUAUUUCUAGAAUGAUUAAAAAAAAAAAAAGUUUUAAAAAAUAUAAAAAUAAAAUGGCAUCAUUACAUUUUCUUGCAAAGUUCCAACAUGUGUCAUUUGGAUAUAUUCUUUUUUUCUUCUCUUCUCUUAACCUUAUUUUUCAGUACGUUUUCUUCUAAAUUAAUUCUGUGAAUAAGUAGAAAUUGGUGUUAUAACUUUUUUAUUAUUAUUAUUAUUAUUAUUAUUAUUAUUAUUAUUAUUGAGCAUUAAACAAACUGCCUGAGAGACAUUAUUUUUUUUUUUCCUGAAUGGUUUUCAGGGAAUUGCACCCGAAUAGUGAAAAUGAAAUCUUUAUAUUAUAACAAUAGCUAACUUCAAAGAAAGACGUGCACUAUUACCGCAGCUACUGUCAUCACCCUUGACACCUCUUAUACUGGAUCUAUGCAUUAUGUAGAAGGAAUAAGAAAUAUAUUUUUAAGUGGAAAUGUUAUGUUGAAUCCCCUUAAGGCGAGUCAGCUUGAUGGAAUUCCAUUGAACCAUUAUACAGAUUGUAUGGCAUGAGAGGUCUGCACAGAAAUCAAAAUGUUAAUGUGAGUACAGUGUGCUGGCUGGAGAUUCUGUGUAGCAAUGUGUGCAAUACUCUUUGAUAUGUAAAGUAGAAUUUAACAAUUUCAGCGCCAGAAUGAACCUGAUUAACUUUGAAUAGAAGAUGAUCAUUUCUUUUAUAGCUCAAAUUGUCAUGUUCCACAUCCAGCUGGCUCAUCUCAAUUUUCAACCUUCCACGUUCAAAAAAAAAUUGUACCAUUAAGUUGGAUAAUAAUAAGAUAUAGUCAGGACACACUUGAAAACUAUCAAAUGCUAAAUGUAUUCUUCCUGGCUUUAUACAUUGAUAUUGUUAUAUCGUAUAUUACCAAGUUGUACAUUUGCUGGGUUUGGCCCCUGUCCUGACACCCAGAGGUAGCCACCCAGCUGUUGUAGAAUUCUUAAUUUUUCUGUAUCCUGUAUGCUGACAAUAAAUCAGAUUGCUAGACUUUAUUCUGUAGCAAGCCAGGUACCUGUUGCUAUGGUUACUAAAAACAUUUUUACUUCCUUUUCUGAUAAACAAAUAAGCUGUCAUUAUAUCCUUUCAUUUUAUUUUAUCUUGAGUGAUAAGAAAAUAUCAUGUAAUCAAGUUAGAUGUCCCAUAAUUAAAAUGGUUUGCAAAACAACAGCUUAGUGAUUUGAUUUGAGUUAUAUAGUGUAUUUAUUAAGUUUGAUAAACAAACCUGUCUGCUUGCCCUCUAUGUCUGAGUGCAUAUUCUGAGGGAGAAUCUCCUGAAAACAUCCAAAAAAUACAUUUUAACGAGUAAAAUAGUAAAACGUAGUAUGGUUAAAUAUAUAAGAACUCCUGUCAUCUUAAAGUAAGUCCUUUAAAAAUGGCUACAGUCUGUCAAUAGUUCUCAUUUGAGAUUACCAUCCAAAAUACAAAGAAUCUCUAGAACUCGACAACAUUAUUUAAUCCAUCAUUCUUUCCCCACAAAGACACCAUCAGCAUUUUAAAUAAAAAUCAUUGAAUUUAUGCGGGGAUGGGCCAGAUUAACAGGCCGUUUAGAGCUGGUCGUGAAUUCCUCACAGACUUUACAUGUGACCUGGGGUUCAUGUUUUUAAACCAAGUCUGCAAUGUUUAUAUGAAAAAUCUUUGGAUGCGCUGAUUAUUACAGUAGCUUCAGAGUUGGGACAAAGUAGCUCUCUGGCUAUUUGUGAGACAUGGUUGCUGGGCCACAUUGGCUGAUCACAGUGGACUCACUGGCAAACAGAACAGUCAACAGCCAGGCUGGAAGUGUGGCUCUCUAAGUUAUGACAUACUUGCUUUUUUUUUAAUGGGAGCAGCCAAUUGUUUUAUAGUAAAUGCAAAAUUAAUUUUUUUUCAGCGCAGUUUAUCAUCAGUUGUCAUUUUGCAGUUCUAUUAAGCAGGCAAAGUGCCAUGCUCAUAUUUAGCCAGUGAAAACUUAUUUUUAAUGUGAAUAUUUUUCUUCCCAUGUAAAUUUGCAAAGAAUAACCACAUUCCUUAAGUUUAGCAACAACAAUCCAAUUUAAUUAACAACUAUAGAGCUUCUACAGUAUUUAGUAUUAUUAGAAUGGUUAAUUCUAACAGGAAUGUCAGCCAUUUUUAAAUCGCAUGAUUGUGGCAUUAGUCAGACCUGUCAGGUACCUGAUUAGUGACAUUUUGUGUAGUUUUGAAGGGUUUCCCUGCUCUGCUUUUUGUUCUCUGUUAACUUUGCACUUGAUGUUUUUUAAAAAAAUAUGUAUAUUUAGAUUACACAUAUACAAGUGUUGAGUUUAGAAGUAGCAAUAAAACCUCCUUUUUCUUCUUCUUCUUAUAGACCUUCCAUCAUCAGGCGACGAUGAAGAUGAUGAUGAGGAAUCCGAGGACAGAGGUAAUUUGAUUCCUUUGUAUUUCCAUGUAUUUUAUGCAGGAUGUAUUGUUGUAGAUAUGCUCAAAUAAUAUGUAUUUCCUUUGACGAUAUUGAGAUUAUUGUGUGUUUCUUGCCAUUAUUUAUAAUUUAAAAAAUAUAAGGCCAGAGUAACCAAAUUAAAAGCAUAGCUGACUUAGCGAAUGUUUCCUGUUCAGCCAUUUUGAAAUUCACUUGAAGUUGUAUACAACCCAAAUAUGUGAUUUGCCAUCAGCAAACACCCAUUAUUUCUUUUUCUUCAUCAAAUUUAGAUAUUUUAUAGAAAAGUCGGAGCUUUAUAUAUAGCUCACACUGAUUAAAAGUUAAAACUAAGGUACCUGAUAUGAAACAACUGAACUUGUGUACUGGAGGAUGUAUCCAUGAUUGGUUCCAUUUUGAUUUUGGAACAUAUUCAAUGAAGUCCACUUUGGUUCUGUUGAGGCCAGUCUGUUCUUCUUAAAGUAACUUUCAGUAGGAUGGCCUUUAUUCCCAUAAGUCGUUGCUUUAUCAACUGUAACCACACUGCAGGUAAUGAAUAGUUCUAGCUCAUGUGCUGAGUGUUCUGUAUCCAUUAGUUGAAGGUUCUGUGACUAUGGAACCUUGGUCCCCCUUUGCCUUAAGGAGUAGGAAAGAAGAUGAACACAGUUAGAUAUCAUUGUCGCAUACACAUCAGAUUUCUAAAAUUAUGUUUCUCAACAUUUGUUUCACAGUAAAAUUUUUAUAAACGUACCUAUCAAAAGAGUACUCUAAGUCAUAUAGAGAGCGCAUACUUUUGACAUCAUCCCUAGCAUAAACUACUUCAUCCCAACCUAAUCCUCAAUGUUACUCACUAAUGCUAUAGACCAGGCAAUAGUUGGCACUCCACAACACUUGGUGUUAGAAAGAUUGUCUACCCCUGCUAUAGACCAUAGCUCCAGAACAACCUUCUAUCUGUGUCUGGUUAUCCAACAAAACUUUGGGAUUGGCUCAAGCAAGAUUUAAGUGUUUCAGUUUGUGCUGUUUUGUUUCCAAGGUAAUGCCUAUUCUGUUUUUAGAUCUUGCUGACUGUGAAUACCACUUGUCCCCUUGUAUGACUGUGGGGGCUUAUUUUUCCAUGAUUGUGAUGACAUUCUGUGCCAGUAGACUGCUUCUGCUCUAUAAUUCAUCCAGUCUUUGCCAACCAUAGCAGCUUGCAUCUGGCUCCUUUAAAUACUUUGUUUAAUGUGUUCAGUGUGGAAUUCUUGCUCAUCACUAAAUUAGCCACAUUCUCAAAUGUUUCAUCUUAUUCUAACCACUUUACUUGGCUCAUACUGCAUCAUUGAUGCCUAUUUAGCAAUAACGUAGUUUAAUACUGUAAGAAUAGAUUAUUUUGUAUUUCUUUUACUGAAACUGAGUUAAGACAAAGGACUUCAUGAUUUAAAUGUUGGAGGUGUGGGGAUUCUCCAUUUGCUCUUUAAUUGUACAUUUUUACCAGCUCUAAGGCAAGGAUUUUGAGGAGUAAAAUCAAACAUUAAUGGCUACCUUUGGCACAAAUGCAUUAUGGGAAAUCCCCAGUUCCAAGAUCUAUUCAUUUCAGCCUUAGGAGGCUUCAUUUGCGUUCACAAGAUACAGUUCCAGGUCCAGGUUGGACAGAAUUGAUAUUGGUAAUGUGGAAGUGUAAAUUUGCCUUUAUCAUUCUGGAUUGAGAGGGGCCAGUCUACAGGUGCUACAUUUGUUAGGACUCUUUAAAGCUGUUUGACAAAAUUAUAGGAUGACAUACAUAACCUCUUUGCACCAAAAUGUCUGAGCAGAGUUAUAACGUAUGAUGUUUAGACUGACCUUUACUAACCAUAAGUUUUGUUGUGGCUACUAGUUACACUGAUACAGUGUGGAAUGACCAAGGACCAUUGCAUUUAGCCACGUACAGUGUGUGUAAGGACAGCAGUGGAAUGUCUUGUGUUACUGAAUUUUGUUGUUGUUCCCUAUCUCAAACAAUGUAUGAGAGUGGUUUGUGAGAAUGAACUAGAAUUUUGUUUAUGAUGUGCCCUCUGUCAUUUAUCUCUACAAAUGUUAUACAGUUUGUUCUCUUAGAAACAAACUCUAUCUUUCCUACAGAUGUUUAAACCGGUUACAUGGUUUCUGAUACACACAGGAGAGUUAGUUCGGGUGUAGCAGGUUUCCUUGGCCAACACAACCUGUUUCAACUCGUAGCAAUAGCAGUUUAUUCCAAACAAAACACACUACUAAUACAGUAACACAGGAAGAUAACUUAGUAUCACAACUUUUUUAAUUCUUUAUUUAUUUCCAGUUUGUUUUUUUGUUGGGUAGGGGUACAUAAAAGAAGUGGGGUCAGGUGAGGGAUUUAAAACAUUAAUAUUGCGAGUCAGAAUUGUUCACAGUAAGUUUGCACGGUAACAGUGAAGAGAAAAUUUUAAUCCCUUGAGUUGCGUUAACAGGAGCUUGACGUGUGAUUCUGUGGGAUAGUGGUGUGUAUAAAAGAAAACAUAUAGAAUUGACUACAUUAUAAUCUGGAGCAUCAGUUGGGUGUUUCUUCUUGCCUGUUGAGAUUGAGGCUUUCGUGUGUCUCAUGGGUGUGAUUGCGUCCGUCGUCUUAUCUUUGUAUGCUUUUCUUGUGGUCUGUCCUGUUUUAUGUUGUUUAAGUUACGUGUGUCUUGGUUUGAAAGGUGAGGUGGUGGUGUAUGAGAGUAGUUGGUAGGCGCUGUUCGUCCUGUGGACGGGGUAGGGGGUAUCUUUAGAGGUCUGUCGGAAGUGUUAGGGGUUCAUCCGUGGGCAUGGGGGUGGGGUAGGGGUGAGGAGAGGAGGAGGGAGGUGAAGUGGGGAAAAGGUGUGUGGUAGGCAGUGAGGGGAAGUGGGGAGGUUGGGUGGGUAGAGGGGAAGUGGAAGGAGGACCUGAAGAAGUGGGGGUUGUUUUGGCUGGUGGUCGUUGUUUGUGGGCCUAAGGGGGUUAGGGUAGUAUCACAACUUUAACCCUAACAUUGCAAAAUAUUGUACCUCCUGCCAAAGACGAGUUACCUGUCCUUUUGCACUGGAGUAGCUAAUACCAGCUCCGUUGUUUGUUUUAUUUUCCGCCUGGCUGGCUGAGAUCCUUACUCUUAACCUACUUUGUUAUCCUUAUAAGAAAGUCCAAGAUGCUCGUUCCCUGGGAAUACAGUUUUUUUUUUGUUUCUGCAUGUCUCUUGAGAUAAAAUGCGGGUAUUAAUUGGGGGUGGUAUGGUGCCAAAGCACACCACUGAUGAUGGCAUGUGGUUUUUUGAAAACCAAUAAUUUGCUGAGAACCUCCUGAGUUCACAUAAGUUAAUAUUUUUCCCUAAGGUCAGGCCAGCCAGAAGGAAUCCAGUGGGCUGUACAGUACACUAGAAGCUGUUGUCACAGGAGGUUAACAUGUUCUGAAAGAGAUUUACCUUAAUUAACCCUUCUGAAUGUUCUUGUAUUAUUAGGUUUUCGAAAUCUGUGUUUUUUUUUAUACUGCAUUUUUCUUAUUUGUAAUUUUUGUAGGACAAUUUUAAUGAUCCUUUAAAAAAAAAAGUGUAAAUUUUAUGUAGACUCACUUGUGUAAACAUAUUCUCAUACAUUCAUAUAUACAUGGAUAUGCAUAUACAAACAGCCAAUGGCCAGUUAAUUAGACAUCUUUUCACGUAAACUCAAGUUACUGUCAUAUUCAGAUUCAAGUUACUGUCAUGAUCUUGGAAGCCACUUGAGAUGAUUGUUCAUUAGAACAUCGAUACUAGAAGUGUCUAUUGGAAAAUGGCAAGAAUGUGACCAUAAAUUGGUGCUUAGAUUUAGUAUCAAGGGGUUCCAUAACACACCAAGAAAUCAUUUCCUAUGCCAUUACAAGACCCCAAGAAAUCAGCAUGCUCUUUGAAAUCUAAUCUAUAUAUUUAAUUAGGAAUCCGUUGUCUUGUUUUAGUCAGUGCUUGUUUCCCCAGCCUCUGUCUUCCUUUUGCUUUCUGACAGCAGAGGUCCACUGUACUAUCUUCUGCUGUUGGAACCCACUAGGUUCUAGGUUUAAUGGAUUGUUCUAUCAGUUACCCUCCUGUACACUACUGUAAAUAAUGCUUCUUCGUUCUCGGUGUCUGGUGUCAGCUUGAAUUGUUAAGCCUAUUCUCCUCUUAUCCCUGUAAUUAAUAAGGUGUUUCCACUCACAGACCUGCUUCGCAUCUAUAAUUACACAUUUUUAUAUAUAUAUAUAUAUAUAUAUAUAUAUAUAUAUAUAUAUAUAUAUAUAUAUAUAUAUAUAUAUAUAUAUAUAUAUUUAUAUAUAUAUAUAUAUAUUGUGCCUUAGUAUACAAGUUCCAGGCACCAUCAAUGCUACAAUGGUCAAAGUUAGUUAGAUUAUGCAUUUUUUUCCCAUAAUCAAAUCAACCGUACAUUUAAACACCUGCUAAAGCUAUUGACCAAGAUAUGCUUUGAAUAUUGAGAUGGAGUUAUCAGAUCUGCCGUUAUCGCUCUAUCAAUCACUGUCUGCUGCUCUUUUGGCUUUUCUUGUACAAAAUCAGGUACAUAUACAAUAUAUAGUUGUAUAAAAAGAUAUCUAUCCAAGAUAAAAAAAAUAUAUAUACAAUUGGGAACAAAGUUAGAUAAAUAAAAAAUAAAAUGAUGUAACAAUAAUGGAUCUGCAUCUACUCGUCCUGAGUUUGAUUUUCGAUGUUUUGGAGACAAAAAAAACAAAAGUAAGUGAUGGAGGACAAGAGAAACAAAGAAGGAGGAGGGAGAGGAAUGAAGAAUAUUGUGUGGGUGAGAGAAUGCUAGUAGGUUGUAAAAGGUAUUUGCAUACUCAGGGGUUUCUUUAGGAUUUUAAGUGCAGAAGUACCUACAGAAAUACACACAUCAUUUUAUUUUUUUAUCUGUUUUUUUUUAUCGUGAAGCCAUUCAGGGCUUGCUGAGAUCUAUUGGUGUUUUAAUGAGAUGCGCAGGUAGAAACCCAAAAAUAUCAUAAAUCAUCUCAGCAUGUGUCCUGACUUGUUGAUGUCACUGUGCAUGAAAUAUAUCUUCAGUGUUCUAGCUCUCAGAAAUGUUUUUUUUCCACAUUAUUUAUGAAAAACAUCAAUUGUCAUUUGCUUUUUAACUCCAAGGGUGCAGAUUAUGUGGUCUAUCAGUGACCAUCCAUGUUCUAAGUACUUAAGGAGUUAAUCGCCCUAUUGCUAAAUGAUGGCUGGAGCCUUUGCAGUGUAGAAUUUACCUGUAUAGCUCAUACCAUGUUUAGAAGUGCUGUUUUCAAGCAACUGAUCACAGAAUUUAGAAUUUGGGUUUUGUGCAAGUGACUGAUCAGUGAUGCUAAAGAAUAGGUGUUCUAUAAUUUUAAUGAAAUGAUGACAAAUUUGAGUACUAUAAAGUCACCUAAAAGGUGCGAGCGAAAAUUAAACUAAUUGUUUUGAAUAUAGUGCAAACUACUUUGUGAAAACGAAAUAAAUAGAAUUUAUUUGUAAAAUCAUUAUCAUACCACUGCAAGACAAUUUGCAGAACUAACACCAGGGAACUUUAAAAUAUUGUACAUGCGAAAAAUUACCUAAAUUCAUUUACAGUGUUACUUUAAUUGAAUUAAUUCAGUAUAUUAGUUGUCAAACUGGGGUCACUCCCUGGUACCUUAAAAGGUGUUUGUCCGGAUCAUACACGAGGGACAGCGUUCAAAUCUUUUGUAGGGAGAAAUUUUACCACAAUGCAGGAAGGGAGAGAAACCAUUUCUUAAAUAAAGUAACACACUUUAUGAAUCUGAGAAGUUAUCAUGUCUGUUUGACAUGGAAUUAUUGCUUACUGCAAACUGUUCUGAGCUGGAAGAGAUCAGUAUGUGCCUUCCAAACAUGGCUUUUAGCUGCUUUAGAAAGUUGAGAACCUUUCAAAUAGAGAACUUCUUCGAAUAGUAAGUUUUGGAACUGCAUCAAUGUACGGGAGCUUGUCAACACUUUAAACAGAGUUUAUUGUAUAUGACGGGAAAGGGGCUGUCUGCUUGUACAGUAAAGUGCCUUGCCAAGUUUGGAUUCGGCCGUAUGCACUGAACAUUUUGUUAAAGUAGAGACACGGUGUAAUGGAAGAUAGCCUAACAUGCAAGGGGAAGCUUAAACUAACUGUGUCUUAUCACACGAUCAUAUUGGUGAUUUAUUUAAAAUUUAGGGGGUGUUGUAAUGUAGCAGGAACAAUAAAAACAACUCUGCUCCUCUGUAUUUUAUAUAUGAUUUAUAAUGAAAUACAUUUACCCAGUCUUUCAUUGGGAUGAUUGGAUUACAUUAUAUAAAAGGUGUGAGUGGAUAUGUUUAUUUCACAAUUUCAGCACUGGUAUGCAAUGUGUGCUGUACAUGCAAAAGCAUUUUUUCACAAAAAAAAAGAGAGAAAGGGAAAAAAAGUAUUUUUGAACUUUCCUCAUAGAGAUGCAUUGAGUCAAUGAUUCUCUAUGAGGAGAUGCUGAUUGUCCAGGUCAGCAUUUGGCUCCGCCCCCGACCCACAUCCUUGGCUGAGAUCAUCAGAAUUGACUAUCUCAGACUAUCUCAGCCAAUCCAAUUCUUUCCUAUGGGAAAGCAUUGUGAUUGGCUGAGAUUAUCAAUUCUGAUGAUGUCAGGCAAGGAGGCGGAUGAGGAGCAGAGCCUGUGCCAGCAAACCCGCACAGCGCUAGAAAUUUUGGGAGUUUUUACUAGCUUUAAGGGUGGCAAGGGGAGGAGCGAGGGGGGGGGUAAAUAGUUAGUUUAACACUAUAGGCUCUGGGAUGCGUGUUUGUAUAGUAUUCCAAAAUAUCUAGUGUACCUUUUAACAGUGUAAUUUAAAAACCACUGUGGUUUUUAAAAUAUAUAUUUUUCUUAAGAAAAAAAUCAUCACCAAUAUCUGUGUUGCACUAAGUCAUAUGAUAUGUUUGUUUCUGUUUACAGAUGUGAAUUUUAUAUUGAGGCUAUUUAAAGUCUUGCACAGCGUUAUGCAGAAUGAACAGGAUAAGUGACAGAUCACAGUUUCUGUGUGCUUUAGUAACUGAGCUGUGUAAUUUUAAAGUCCAGCCGGUGUAUAAUUUGCAGGACAAUACAUGCUUUAUUGUAGAUAUGAUACCCCAAGCUUAGAGGAUUUGUAGUAUUCCAUGUCAGAUUCCUGUAAACUAGUGACUCCAAUGAUUGAUGGCAUAUAUUUACUGCCACAGACAUAAAACGGUCAUCUUUCCAAGCAGAAAUGCACAUCAUCUAAUAAUGUUUAGCUUUGUUAACCCUGUGCAGGAUAUAUGACUAAAUUGUCUACUUGUCUGUACUUUUAUCCUUUUCAGGAUGGUUGAGCAUUUACAAACAUCUGAAAUGCCAAGGUUCUACGUCUGUCUCAGUUAAUUGCCAGAUUAGUUUUUCUGAUUAGUAACUAACAAGGAUACCCUUAUAUUUAAAGGGGCUACUGUACAUGCCGUCAAUAGUUUCAAUCAUUUUUCAUUGCUGUAUUGUAAAGUCCUGAUGGCGCUGUAACUUUUUGGGUCCUGCCACAGACCCAGACAGUCAUGGCUUUAAAGAGCAUAAAUGUUGUAGAGGUGUAAAUGUUGUAUUCACUUUGUAGGCAUAAUAUCUUGAUACAUACUCUGUGCUAAAUUCUGCUCUGUUAGUGGUGCUUUUCGUUGCCUCAAUAUCACACUCAGGACAGUUUUAGAGGCUUUAUUGCCAUCAGAAUGUUCUUGCCAUUUAUUUGUACUAAAAGGUUUAAUUACUAAAUCAUAGAGUUAUAGGGGAGUUAAAUGCAACCCAUAUACACUAUUCUUGGCAAACAGGAAGCUUGGAAGCUAUGAUGGUGAACCAGAUUGGUCUAUCAUACAAAAUGAGAGAGAUGGCCAACAUUGAGAAUGAAAGGUUUCCCCAGACUGGUCAAUAUAAUAUUUGAGUGGUUCUUACAGCUGAUGAGUAAUGAAGAGUAGAUUCUUGAUGACGGUACUGAUGAUAUGGCCUGUGUUAUCAAAGUGAGAAAAAAUGAAUUCAACUCUCUAAUGAAGUAGAUUAUAACGUUAAAGUAUCAUACCAAGUUCAGUUCAAGACCAAGUGAUUUGCAAGAUAACAAAAGAGCAUUCUAUACACAAAUGGAAUACAAUUUGCUCAAAGUGGAAAUAAAAUGUGCUUUAUACACGUUACGUCAGCUGUGAGUAUACACCACAACUAUCAAUGACCUUCUUCAACUUAUGACUGAAGAAGCAAGAUGUCCUCUUGUGAUCUUUUCUUCCUAUAUUGUUCCUGAUACAUUUUUCCCUGUUGGGAUCCAGCCUACCUUCACCACUUAUUUUUCCUGGACCUCUCUGUCUUCAUUGAUCUUCUGGCUUGCUUGUUAUUAUCCUGCUCUUCUGUAUUCCUGGUCUUGGUGUUAUAGAAAAUCUGGUACCUUGGGUCCUAGAGGCAUUAGACUUAGGGGAAAAUAAAAAAAAACUCUGAUGUGAUACCAAAAGGAACAUCAAAACCGUCUUCUGCAUUUGUGGUUCUGAUCUCUUCUCGUCAGUGAGAAGAAAUUGGACCCCAAAAAUGUAAUGUGUGUAAAUGUAUUGAGUUGCAGUUACAUGAUAUGCAACGGAUAAAGCUAAUUUUGCAGCAAAGUGUCUUAGAGCUUAUUAGCGUAUUUUUUUAUAAUCUCCUGUUUCUCUUUAGUGAUUACAUUAACCUCUGGGCAAAGCCACAGCCUUUCCAGCUAUGUUUAUAUAUCUUAAGAGAAAUUAGCGAACAAUAAAUAAAUAAAUCUUCUGCUUAUGCAGUAAGAUCCAAGUAAAAGUGAAUUUUAUGCACCCUCCCUGCCAACGUGUAAGGAUUGGCUGAAGGUAAACAAAGCAAUAACAUAUUUUGUAAUAGUGUCUCUACGUUCUGACAAGGAAUAUUUAUAUUAAUGUGUGCUUCUGUACUGGUCUACUUUAGAAUGUUAACGAAUUAGCUUUAAUUUAGCUGAAAAAUAUAUUUCUGUUAAUUCCCACAUUACAAAUGAAGUGGUUUAUAACAUUAUAUUUGUUUAAACAUCUUUCCAAUCUUAUUAUUAACUUCUUAAGGACACAGGACAUGUGUGACAUGUCAUGAUUCCCUUUUAUUCCAGAAGUUUGGUCCUUAAGGAGUUAAAGGGGCACUCCAAUAACCAUAACAAUUACAUUUGUUUCCUCUUGUCAGUAUUAGUUUUGUACAGCGGCUGAUCGGGUUGGGGGGCACCAGGGCAAUUGCCCCCUCUCUACUCUGAGAUAGCAUUAAUGAGUAGCAAGAAAAUAUGUAUAAAAAUAUUUCCCAUUUUCUUCCCCCUACAUCACUUUAGUAUCGUGGCCGAGCGGCAUUGAAAUGACAGUACUGAGAGUGAUCGCAGGAAGCUUCAGUAGAAUUACGGCCACAUUUGGAUUCUGGAUCGCCCCUGGUUUUGUGCAACUUAUCAGACCAUUCAUUGGCUGAGCGCAUCAAUUAACACUCUCAGCCAGUGAAUAACCUGAAAAAAAUGUACAGAAUUGACAUAACUAAUGAGAAAUGCGAAUUUCUCCUUUAGUCACUUUGUACAGACUAGAAGCUAUGUGAAUGCCAGGGUGAUCCAGGCAUAUGUUAAAUCAUUAACAAACAUUUUGAUUCCUUAUCUGGUGGCAACCCCAGGGGAGUCCUGGCUUCAUCCUCUAGCAUGUAAGCUCAUUGAGCAGGGCCCUCAACCCCUCUGUUCCUGUGCGUCCAUUUGUCUGGUUACCAUUACGUGUCUGUUAGUCCGCCCAUUGUACAGCGCUACAGAAUUUGCUGGCACUAUAUAAAUAAUAAAAUAAUAAUAACCACUGACUGUAGUGGUUAUGGUGGUUAAAGGGCUCCUUUAAGUGAAUGUAAUUGGUUGACCACUGAUCAGGAUUCUUUUUUACCAAAACAAACUUUGAACACUGGGCUGGAGAAGGACGCAGCUAAACAUUGAUCAGAAAAGGGCAGAUGUAUGAUUUAAUGUGCUUUAUGCCCCACAGCUGUUUAUAGAAGUGCUGGUAGCAGUAUAGUAAUCUCCAUUUACACCAGCUGAAUAUUCCUGCUGAUUUCAUUGAUAUCCAUGGUGGUUACCCUAUGAUUAGAACUAUACCAAAGUUUUCUCCUAGUAACACUUAUAUACGUUUCCCACACUGGUCCCACUCUUUCACCUCUUUCUAUUGGUUUCUGCUCCUAGCUGUCUGAGGCAGAGCCUCGACGUUCAGAGCUAUGGAAAUCUCUGAAAAAGUAUUGUAGGGUGUGAUAAGAAGAGCUCAAGAACCUUGACUCAGGAGAGGAACACAGGGACAUUUUGGAGACCAUUUAAAUUGACGUUCUUGACAGCUGCUGUUGUAUACAUUAGUUAUAAUUUUUGCAUGAACUAAGACGCAUAUUUGUUCACGUUAAAUGCAAGAAACAACCGAUGCCAUCUCUUGCCUCAUUCUUACAAAUAAAGGAGAACAUAGAUUGACGGGCAUAUCCCAAUUAGUUCCUGGUUGACUAAACUGAUACAAUAAAUGGAUCUGAUCUCUCUGAAAAUCAUUACAAUCAUUUUCUUGUAUGAUAUUUAAAAUAAUGGAAUCUUGUGUCUAAUUAUAAGGGCUCUGAUACAUGGGGAUAGCAUUAUUCUAGAGUAAAGCUGUAGCCAUUUACUAACAUUUUUAGGAGUGAUUUGUGUCAAAUAAAGUUGCAUAUUGGGUUUAGUAAACACUUCGACAUAUCCAGGAAUAAUAUGAUCAGUCUCCAGCCUCAUCUUGUGCUUUAGUGGAGUAUGCAAGUCAAAUUUCACAUGAAAUCAAACAAUGAUUUUUAACAAUGUAUCUUUUUACAAAAUGUUCUCCAUACCCUAUGACCAUCUGCUUUUGAGUUUUUUUGGCAAGUACCGAUUGCCAGAUGGUUCUUGUGUAUUCCAAGCUUUUAUGAGUGAAGACAGUAAUGCAAACAAAGAUGUAUUUUUAUAUUAAACACACGUAUUAAAUGAUAAGUGAUUGUAUAAAUUUAUUACAUCGGUAGGGAGGCACAGGGUGUAAGCAUUACUUGCCCUGCUCACCUGGGUGUGGGUUAGAUAACAAACCCAGCUUUUCUUGUAUCACUCACCUGCAGCAGACCUUAUGCCAAUGAUGGAUGACUUUUGGCACAGCACCCAGUAACACGGCAGUGGUGGUAUACCUUUGGCAGAGCAGCUGUCGUGAGUAAUGUUUUUCCCAAUGCGUCUUGUCUCUGCUAUCCAGAUGACUGGCCAAGCCUAAUGGCAGCAGAUAGUCCAAUGCAGGAUCCAUGCCAAAGAGUAGCUGUCACUGCCUUAUGUUAUUGGGAGUGAAGAGGCUAUUUUUUAAAAUAAUCAUCCUGUGUGUUCAAAGCAUUAUCGGAAGGAUAGGAAUACAAAGAAAAUCAUUACUAACACUCUUCAAGUAGGCAGAGCAUCUUGGCUUCGAAAGACAGUGACUUUUUAAAUGUAGCCAUCGAAUUGUAAGAGUUAGCCGUGUGUGCCUGUCAGUGCAUGUCUGGAGAGCAGGGGAAAACCUCUGCUUCUUCAUACAAACAUUAGUUAUAUAGAGGCAUAUAGGCCUGCAUCUGGCUAUACAGGGGCUUUAUGAUUAACUACAGAUAGUAGAGAGUAAGCGUAACACCAACGUCACAUGUCGGUUUCACUUAAAGAUUGAGUAUGCAAGGAGUCCACCUCCUCGGGUAUACUGCGCAGAGAAUUCUGGGAAUUGUAGUUCAACAGCAGCUGGAGAGUAAAGAUUAAAACAAAGCAGAUCUGCGGGAGAUAAAUAGAUUUAAAAAUACACUGUAAACUUGUAUCACAUCUUGACAAGCGUGUUAGAAGUUGAUCUGUCAUUUUUUGGGGGAGUUUGGCAUAAAAUUGAAUCUUCAGAUUUUGCCUUUGUGCUUUUGCUCUGAUUUCUAUCGUUUUCUUGUUAUUUUUACAUAUCAUCUAAUUUCACAAAACCGAACACGUUGAACCUCUGGUUAUUUGUUUAUUUCCUAGCCUUUUUAGUACGUCUUUGAUUGCCAUGCAGGAAUUGAGUAAAAUCCACAUUUGCAAUGAAGCUUACACAAAAAUAAAUUCUGGGGAAAAAAGAUAAAAUAAAGGCGGAUAGUUUAAUAAAGAUGAGGGGAUUGCAUAGUGCUAAAUGUUUUUUUCCUGGAAACAGUUCAAGGAAAAACAAAGAUAACAAACCUAAUAAAAUGGAAAAAAAUAAAAAAAUCUGCAAAGGAGUUUGAGUGUAUAUGUAAUAAAAGGCUGGCUAGACGUUCGGAUACUUACCUCCCUCACAGAGUGGUUUGUAAUGCUUGUUUGCAAUGCAAUGUUUUAUCUGUCUUAACUUUUAACGGAUACAUUAUUUAAAAGCAAUGAAACUUUGUACAAUUCUUUUCAAAUCCAUCCUUGUUUGACCUAAAUCCAUCUGUCCAUCAUUCCAAUCCUUGCCCCCCAAUUUUAUACAUGAUCAGAUACAUUUAUAAAGUCAGCGUUCUUCAUAAACCUGUGAAUUGUGUCGAGAUACCAGUUUAACUUUUAGGCCAUAUUAGCCAGUUUAGGGAAAACAAAAUCAAAAAUAUCUUGUAUUCAGUAAUUUUUCUUUAUUUAAUUUUUUUAAUCCCUUCGUCUAUAUUAUUAUUAUUUAUAUAGCGCCAGCAAAGUCUAUUUGUUGCAACAAAACCUAACAAGAACAAUAGAGAACAAACAAACACCAGAAUAAAAGCCCAAGAGGCAUCCAUUAAAGCUCCUACAUAAAUGGGUAUUAAAGGAUCACUAUAGUGUCAGAAAAACAAAGUGGUUUUCCUGAUACUAUAGUGCCCUGAGGGUGCCCCCACCCUCAGGGUCCCCCUCCCGUGGCUCUGAAGGGGUUAAAACCUCUUCAGCAGCUUACCUUAAUCCAGAGCCGGGCUCCCUUGGCGCUGGUGACCUCUCCUCCCCCUCCGACGUCAGCUCCCCCGGCCGACGUCACAGGAGCCAAAUGCGCACGCGCGGCAAGUGCCGCGCACGCAUUCAAGCUGUCAAUAGGAAAGCAUUUCUCAAUGCAUUCCUAUGGACGCUCUGCGCGAUGGAGGCAUUAUAUACUUCCAGCGUCGCAGAUGCGCCUCUAGUGGCUGUCCAGAAGACAGUCACUAGAGGCUGGUUUAACCCCAACUGCUAUGUUUGCAUCUGAAGGGUUGAAACCUGAGGGACCUGGCACCCAGACCACUUCAUUGAGCUGAAGUGAUCUGAGUGACUAUAGUGUCCCUUUAAGUAUCUUUCGAACCUAAGAACCAAUUGCAUAGUAAAGAUCUUUGUGUUUUAUUUUCCAGGGUGCUCACAAAUAAAACCAUUUUGCCCAAGGAAGAAAAAAUAUAAAUUUUAUUUAAAUACUUUGAUGUCUGAGCAACAAAUUCACAGAAAUAUUGUGCACACACAAGAUAGAACUUUGAUAAUUUUCCUGAAUGUACUGUAUUCAGUCUCGUAGUUUAGAUACUUCUUUCUUACGUUUUUUUUUUUUUAAUAUUGUCUGCGGUAAUCUACUGCUUCAUUCUUUUGGCAAGCAUGCAACCAUCUUAUCUGUUACAUCACUCCUCCUUCCACCUAGUCGUCCAAGACGUAAAUAAGAACACAUGCAAAUUAAAGUGUUUUUUAAAGACCACGUUUUAUUUAAUUUUAAGAUUUAUCUUGGUGGGAUGUUAAUUUUUGGCCUGGAUCAAAUAUAUUUUGAGCAAAUUCCUUUGAGACCAAUAUAAAGUCCUGGGGUAGUAGCUGUUUGAUUAUUGAAUCUAUGCAUCGUGUUCUAUUGGUUAGAUAGGCUGCUGUGUACUGAACCUCGAUAAGAGAAAAGUAACCCGGGCCUAUAUAGCGGAGAUAAUUGGGAUUCUUUAUCUAAAAAAUAAUCUAAAUUUGCACAAUUAUGUUAAUUAUUCAUACAUUUAGUAUAAGUGGAUUUUAUCUUGGAAUAACCAGCAAAAAAAAGGUUGUGAAUUUUUCAAACAUAAAAAAAAAAAAUUAGAAAAUGUUUAAAUUGUUCUAAAAAUCUAUUGCCUUCUUACACUCUAACCCUUUCAGUGAGAGAAAGCAAGUGUCCUUUCUUGUUAUGUGUAUUUUAACUAAAUGCCUCGAUUUAAUAAACUUUCCAUGUGAUUCAAAAGUUUCCAAAUAAUUUAUCUACAAAAAUAACCAUUGACUUUAAUAGUGAUUUAUGUCGAUAAUAGUAUUGAAUCAUUUGGAGCUUACUAAAUCGAGGCUCCUCUCCGUGGCAGGUCACGGAAUGUACGACAGGAAGAUUUAGAACUGAAGAAUUUCUGAUUGUUACAAUCCGUGCUUGUUGUAUGCUGUGAUGUGCACUGAUUGUCGGCCCUUGGCUUUCGGACAAUAAAAUGUAAUCUUCCAGUGAAACUCUAAUAUUUAUCACUUUACACGUUAUCAAUCUAAAAAUUGAGCUGCCUUAUACCAAUAUUGUUCUUGGGCGUUGACUGUGCCAAUGCAGCAUUGGUAAAUAGACUGUGUGAUAAGCUAACUCUCGGGUGAUCAGUUGUGCUCUGCUAUCUGGGUGCAUUGCAUACUGUUAGAGAGAUUACACUAAAAUGUCAAUAUUUGUAGUAUUAGCGAACAGCAAACUACCUCUCCUCUAUGACUGGCAUCUAAGGAUCUCAUCAGAGCCUAUUAUGUAUUAACAGUGCACCCAGGGGGAGAUAGAAGGCAAUGUUUUAGCCCCUGAAUGAAGAAUGACAUUCUGUAAUGUUUGUGAUUUAAAGGAAUAUGGAUGAAUCACCUGUAUUCCUAAUGCUAUGGUGCCGCUGACGUAGCUGUAUUCAGGACCUCCCCUCUCUACCCCUCCGAUUUCAAGUAAACGUUGAGAAAAAUAAAAUGUUGUUCCCAAGAGGAGCAUUGGGCACCUGGUGUACAUGUGUGAUGAGUUUAGAACAAGUUUGUGUUCAGUGCUUUCCUUUGAUGUUCGUUUGAUGGGUUUAUCAAAACGUAUUGUUCACAACAGAACCCUGUUCUACAAGUGAUAUUAUGGUACACAGAGGUUGGCAGAGCUGCUCCCUGAUUGCAAGAAAAAGUUUACCGAAACAAAAACAAACAAGAAAAAAGUAUAUAGUGGUGAGAAAAAAAUUCUGUUAAACCUUUCAAUAUCUCAAUUAACUGAAUUAGGAAACAAAAAAAUCCUGAUCCAUGGUUUUAGAAUGCACACAUUUUAUCGCAUCACAGGGUUUGAUCCCUGCUAAUUCUUUACCCCUCUGUGUUUUUUUAGAACCUCCCUAUUGGACCCAGCCAGACAAAAUGGCAAAAACACUGACUGCCGUUCCUGCUGCUAGCACGAUACGUUUCCGUUGCCCUGCUGCUGGUAAUCCUACUCCUACCAUUUACUGGCUGAAAAACGGGAAGGAAUUCAAAGGGGAGCAUCGUAUUGGAGGCAUCAAAGUAGGUUAUAUUUUUUUUUUAAGAUUUGUAUGUUUUAUUAUAUUGGUUAUGAAUGGAAGCAUUGUACAUUUUAAUGAAGUGGUUAUGGUGCAUGGACAUCAUGUGCCAUAAUGAGAAAGCUUCAGUCAGUAUUUGUACAGUUUGUAGAGGUGUCUUUUCUAUGACACCCUAUGUCGGUUUGGAGCAGUUUAAAAGGUUAAUGGCAUUUUACCAGCCAAAUUCUAAUACACCCUUGUGUUUUCAGCUCUGCAUUGUCCUACAAUUUGUAGGUCACGUAAUAAAAAAGGUUGAAAAUAGGGUGGGCUUUGGAUUUUGGGAAGUCGUUUAGUUUUUUGUUUUUUUUUCUUCUUUUCUCAAACUAGUUAAAAACUAUUUUGCAACAAAAGACUGCACCCAUAGCUACCCAAUGCCAUAACGUCUAAGGUUGUUAUGGUGCUCGGAGUGUCCAAGUUUAUGUCAUGAUGUGACUACAUAGCAUUGAAUUGCACCAUACUUUCUGUCUUCGGUAUAUUAAUGCCAUAAAUAAUAAUGUCACAAAAUUCAAGUUGAAAUGGUGUGGCACUCUUGGGAAAAAGGUACAGUACUUGGAGUACUGUAUUUGGAAGUAAGGUCACACAACCUCUCCACAGACUCAACAGGCACAUCAUGAUUAACCCCUUAAGGACACAUGACAUGUCAUGAUUCCAUUUUAUUCCAGAAGCUUGGUCCUUAAGGGGCCGUUGGCCCGAAACGUUGUAUUUUGUUGUGUUCAUUGACUAAAUAAAUGACACUACCUGUUAAAGCUGUGGAUUUUGCUUAAUAUGUCAUAAAACAUUUCAAUUUGUAAGAUUUUCAAACUUGAAUAGAAUGGAGUCUGUCUAUAUUUCAAAAGUAAAAGGCAAAGGAUGGGCCAUUGUCUUGUGCUUUAAACCCGCAUUAAUAAUGUAAACUGAUGCCACUAAAUCAAACACAUAAUAAAAAAAUACAUAAUUACUUAUCAGGGUUAUUUACUAAAGGGAGGAUUUAAAGGAAAUUUGAAAUUUAAAGAACCACAAUAGUGCCAGGAAAAUAUACUCGUUUUCCUGGCACUAUAGUGCCCUGAGGGUGCCCCCACCCUCAGAGACCCCCUCCCGUCGGGUUCUCGGGAGAGAAAGGGGUUAAACACAUACCUGUCUACAGCGCCGGCGGGGAGCUUUCCUCCUCCUCCUCUUCUUCUUCCUAGCGACGUCAUCGGCUGAAUGCGCAUGCCAGUCUCAUAGGAAAGCAUUCAUAAUACUUUCCUAUGGACACUGGCGUCUUCUCACUGUGGUUUUCACAGUGAGAAGCACGCAAGCGCCUCUAGCGGCUUUCAAUGAGACAGCCACUAGAGGAUUUAGAGGCUGGAUUAACCCUCAGUGUAAACAUAGUUUCUCUGAAACUGCUAUGUUUAUAAAAAAAAAGGGUUAAAGCUAGCUGGACCUGGCACCCAGACCACUUCAUUAAGCUGAAGUGGUCUGGGUGCCUAUAGUGGUCCUUUAAGGCCAAAGUAGCUGCAAUGGAAGCAUGGCUAACUUAGAGAAUUAUUGCUGGUUUGAUUAUUUUGACCUUAUAUUUGAAAUUCACUUUGAAUUCUCAUUUUAGUUAAUAUCCCUGAUUAUGUUUUUGAAUGUCACCAUGCAGCAUAUAUUUCGGUUUUAGAAGGUUUUUAAUCUUUGAUAAUUAUCUUUUUGUUUUUGCAAUGAGCCCUGUGGAGAGAUUUGCAGUUUGAUUAACCUGUCACUCAAACCGUUCAUAUUUUUCAUAUAGUCCCUUUUUUAAAUCCGCUCACAUGCAUGGAUGUGAAAGUUUUCUGCUCUGGAAUGUUCGGGUCAAAGUCUGGUCACAUGACCCACGUGAUAGCAAAAGUAGUUACAAUGUAUCUGGUGCCAACAGGCUCCGCAUAAUCCUCUUAGCACACACACGCAUAGCUGCCAACUGCAGCACAGAAGGGUGAAACAUUUCAAAAACAGAUUUAAAAUGGCUGUAUCAUACACAUCUUCACGUACAGCAUUAAAGGGACACUUCAUGCAGCAUAACAACUUAAUUGGAGGGAAGUUGUUAUGGUACGAGGCGGUCCCGGGCACCAGCCAACCUGUAGGGAUUAAAUGUUAACCCCGUUAACCCCAAAUAUCCCCAUUGAAAAAGGAAUGUGAAAACAGUAAUUAUCUAAUGAUUCUGCGGGAGGUAUACCUUCACUUCUUUGUGAAACACUGCAAAGACUCCAGGCACUAUAACCACUUCAAAUAUCUGAAGUGGUCAUGGUGCCUGGACUAACCCUUUAAUGGGUGCAGCAUCCCAAAGGAGUUGUAUAUAUCCCAGCUUACUAGAUGUGACAUUAUUAAAGGUCUUUCUUUAAGCCAAGGGUGCAUGGGAAAUAUAGUUUACUAGCAUCUUGCGCGCCAAGCGUAGCCAUCGCUGUGCUAGAACGAUGAUCUGCCUCUGUAAAAUAAGGACAGUGCUGGGUCGGCAGCCAUGGUCUGAUUGUAUGUGUGUGACAGAUGAGCUGUAACCUCCCUGACCAAGAUACAAAGAGAGGCUGCUAAAUAUUUUCCUUUCGCUCUCACUUUCUCCUUGAGAGUUAAGGCCAAAGGAAUUCCUAAACAAAGCCUCUUCUGACAGGAUAUCAGGGCACAGGGAGCAAGGGGUGGGGAGAAGGGAUAAACUGUCUAGCAAUGUCUAAACCUUAUCUGCUCCUUCCAUUCUCUAAUCUGCAGACUGCACUUUAUAGAACACUAAUUGAUUCUCACUGUGCUGUUUGGAAACACCAUUUCUUUCCAAAGGGAUCUUCAAUACACACAUUAAAGCAUUGAUUUAACUGAUGCGUGUGUGUGUGUGUAUGUAUGUAUGUAUGUGUGUGUGUGUGUGUGUGUGUGUGUGUGUGUGUGUGUAUAUAUAUAUAUAUAUAUAUAUAUAUAUAAAAUCUUCUCUAUAUCGUAGAGACUGUUAAACUCUUUCAAACAAACACUGUGUAAAAAAAAAUUAAUGUUUUUUUGUUAUUUUUUUUUAAGUUGGAAUACUGGGCCCAUGCUUACUACAAAAACAAACUAAAAAAAAAACACUUUAAAAAUACAGUUAAACUAUGGGCUAAGAGAAGCUUAGCCUUGACGUCCCUAUGAGCAGUGUUUUCAUCUGUAUGGCAGGAGCAACAUACAGAUGAAAGGGUGGAAGUGAUUUGGGUGAUUAGACUGUCCCUUUAAUUAUACUUUUGUUGUUGUUUUUUUUUUUUUAAAUCUAAAUCGCUAUUGUACUGAGAACAAGAAAGUGAGCACGUUUUCUGCUAGGCAUGUGCAUUCGUUUUCGAACAAACAAGGAUUCGUCUUAAUUUCGGUGGGUCGUCUGAAGUCCGUAACUCUGAAGUGCCACAUGGGUUUAUCACGAGCAAAUGAAAUGGACAGUGAAUAAGCAUGUUUGUUCGUUUGUUUCGUGAUUCAGAAAUCGGGGCGGGGGAGGGGAGAAAUGACUGAUGAGGAAAAAAUAUGAUUGAUAGUUAGGAAACAGCCACUAAAUAUUGAUUUCAUUCACACAUCAAGGAAGAAGAGAUCCUUAAAGGGAAAAAAAGAGGUGCAGUAAAUAAAUCUAUAUAUUGGGGAUGUCAUUUUUAACUGCUAGAACCUAGUGAUAGUUGGGCUGUUUGGAUUUCAAGGUCCCCUUGCUUCCGCCACAAAAAAUGUUAAAUGUAACACAGCCUCUUCUUAGCAGUCUGGUCCACGUCUACCGAAAUAAAUUAACUUGACAAUCAUUUUGUCCAAUCAAAUGCUUCUCUUUGAGAAGCAUUGUGGACCUAAUGUGCACACAGAUAUCUCCACAAUGCUCUUAUCACAUGAUUAUAUCAGUGAAACUUAGUUCUCACUGCUAAAGCACUUUCUAGCGGCUGUCAGGAAGCAAACGUGAUCUGAGUAACCGCAGUGGUCCUUUAAUACAUAUGUGCCAAUGGCCCUCAGGGAAUUCUUGUUUGGUCUCAAACCGCUCAAAACUGCUAAUGGGAAGUGUAGUGGUUGUGGUCCUUUAAGUGACAUUUUAGUGAUAUUAUUUUUUUUGACCCAAAAUAAUUUUUUCCCCAUUGGCUUUUUUAACCAAAACGUUUUUGUUAUUACCGUUUACAGUAACUCACUGUUUAAUUGCUUUUAGGUUUAUCACUUGAAUCUCAUGUUAAAAGGUAACAAGAUGCCUUUUAGAUUUGUAUUUCUGUCCUAUUUCGAGAGGCAAUUUGCCAUGCUUUCCACGCAGUCCCUAACCCCAGUCAGAAUGUUUGGGACACCGUUUAAACAAUCGCAGCUGUAUGCGGGUGAGAGGCUCCAGACACACUUUCCUGACUGAUAAAAUCAUUUUGUUGGAAAGAGAGAGAAAUGAGAGUAUCUGCUAUAUGUAAACAUUGAGUUCAUCAACUUAUUAAAAACACAAACUUACACUAAGCAUGCACAUUUGAUACAUGUAUAUCCAUAGGCGCAGAGUCUGCAGCACCCCUGCUACCGUGCAAUAUACAAACUUUCAGUGCGAACGUCAGUGUUCUAAACAUCCCAGCAUGCUCAGCAAGCCUUAAAGCAACAGUUAAUGUUUGCCAUCAUUACACUGUGCAGUUUAUUCUCACUAAACACUGAAUUUCAGUAAUCUGAAAUGCAAGAUAUGGCUAAAGGCUAAAAUAUCUAAGCUGUGCUAAAGUCGUAGAAUAUUUGUAAACUAGAUUAUUUGCUUUAAAUUCAUUAGUCUAAAAUAACUACAAAAAAAUCUCUAAGCCACUUGUGUUUUCAGUUUGCAUAACAAUUUUAAUUUCAUUUUGAAUUUACUUUUAAUUUCUGACAAUUCAUCCUUUAGUCAAAAAUCCCUCAGGGUUAUUUACAAAAGUGAGAAUUCAAAGCGAAUUUAAAAGUUAAGGCCAAAAUAGCAGAACGUUUGACCUUAAAUUAGAAAUUCACUUUAAAUUUUCACUUUAGCAAAUACCUCUAAGUGACGGUUAUUCCCUAAACUCUGAAUGAUGGUAAACUGAAAACCAAAUGGCUAAGGUUAGGCUAAGUUAUCAAAGUGGUGAUAACAGCAGUAAAAUUUCUCCUAAUCAUUUGUUGAGAUAAAUUAAUUAUAAGUGUGUCAAGUGAAAUACAGGCUAAAAUUAAUAUAUUUAAGGGGGGGUUGGAAAUCUACAAAAACGAGAAUUAAACAAGGGAAUCGUAUGAUAUAUAUCUAAAAGAGUGACUAAUAUGCUUUUUUCUGUGGCUAAGUUCAAAGGGAUAAUUCACACGACUUUUCAACUGAAAUCUUACAGAGCUUAUUUAAUAUUUUAAAUCCUGGCUGGAAUCUAUAUUACGGCAAGUCUGCGUACAUUAAAUGACCUAAAAAUAGAAGGUGGAAAGAAAAACAAGCUGUGACGGAUUAUCCCCUCCAAUCGGCUGCAGAGUGUAACUUGCUAGUGUUUCGUUUGUCUGGGAUCUAAAAUGUAACUGCAGUGUUUGUCUCCAUGGAGAGUUGAACGACCAAGAAUCAUAACCCAGUGGACUUCACAUUAUUUAAUGAAUCAUGGCUCAACAGCAUGCACUCUCAACUGUUAGCGGUUAGAUUAAACCAAAUUUGUCUGUGCAAUGUUAACCGGUUUAUCACAUGAUGACAAAUCCCCCCCCAAAAAAUUGUGACACAUUAACCAUUCACAAAACUCACUUUCCAAACAAAGUGAUUGCAAAACCCGGCACAGAAAGUGAUACAUAUUUAGAAAAUAAUUGUAAGCAUUCUUGGGGAUCUUGUGAUCCACCCAUCACCCAUUCAGCAGGGGUUGGGUUACAGCACACAUCAGUAGGUCUACUUUCCAGAGGUUUCCUAACGUAAGUGCCAGAUUGUUGCUGAACGGUGAUAACUAAGAUUUGAUACCCCUAUGGCACUCAACCGGGCAGCCAAGCAUCAGGGACAUGUAGUCUAUGUCCGGCUGUACUAUCAAAGGCUAACCAUCACUGGUGAAAAUGAAUAGAGCCACCCAGCAUAGCCAACAGCUGGUUACAACUCACUGGAGCCUCGUGCAAUAUUUGCACCGGCAGGCAUGACGAUUUGUGGACUUGUGGUUACAUUAUAAAGUGGAAUUAUUGUGCACAAAUGUGAGUUACAAUAAUAAUAAAAAAAAGUUAUAUAGUUUAUCAAGUGAGUCAUUCUUUCCUGGAAAGAUUUGAAAAAGUUUCAACUAGAUGCAUAUCUCAUGGGGGUCUGACCCAUGAAUCACUUGAUAAAGUAUCUUUUGUGCCGAUGUUAUGUGCUUGUGUGAAAUCUGAUAAUAUUCAAUAAGGUGUGAUUUUAUUUUUCUUUCCUUUAAAUUACCUGUAUGUGUUUUGAGUACAUUUUCUGUUUCUACAAUAUAUGUAGCAUAAUGGCCAAUUUCCAGUAGAAUCACGUGUCCACAAAUAUUAGCUUUAUUUUUAGCGCUUUUGUUUAUCGCAUGGGCAGCUACAUAUUUAAUUUAGGACAUCCGUUGCACCUAUUUUACAAAUUUCCUCUUUGGGGAAUAUGUCCAAUGGCAGCUUCAAGUAUUGUUAUUUAUGCUAAUGAUUCACAUUAAGCUUGAUAGACAACUGUGAUAUACUCUAUAUAUAAAUCAUGAAUUUUAUUUGUUCUUGUAUUUAACAAAAGUCAUAAUUUUGCUGCGUUACACUCUUAAAAUAUGAUUUAUUUCACUUGUGUUAGAUUUGUUAUCUGUUGUUUAUUUCACAUUAUCUAAUCAGAAAGGCAUAGAAGAAAGAAAGAAUAAUAGAGUUUUGUUUGAUUUGUCUCAGCUUCGACAUCAACAGUGGAGCCUAGUGAUGGAAAGCGUGGUACCAUCAGACAAAGGGAACUACACGUGUGUGGUUGAGAACAAGUACGGAAGCAUCCGACAAACCUAUCAGUUGGACGUGCUUGGUAAGUCUUCCCUGGGUUCUUUCCAGAGAUUUGGAGUUGUUUUUGGGAGGCUUUUUUUAUGCUUCAAUGUUGACUUACACUCUGGCAUGUAUGGUAAAUUGUAAUAUGGAAACUGUCAUAUAAAGAUAGAUAUAUAUAAUGUAAGGAGUUGGAAUGAGUGGUACCAUAAAUUGAUGUGUCGGAGAGUUUAUGUACGGACUUUGAAGCUCUGUUUCUUUCUGUUUGGUUGAAGUCAAAAAAGUUUUCUAGUAGAGUCAAACUCUUCUAGGAGGUCAGUCCAUAUAAUCUAUUUCUGAUAGGCUUAUACCAUAUAAUUCAUAUGUAUGAGAGGUUGUGAAAUCUUGCCUUGUUUGCUGCUCUGCCAUCCUUCAGUAGUUGUUUAGAAAAACACCUUCUGUAUAUACAAUACUUGGUUUGUUUGUAAAGCUGUUUAUACUUUUACUGCUGAGGUCCGGUAAGGAAAUCUGGUUCCUUGCUGCCAUGGUUUAGCCCAUUACGACUUGCAGAGCAUAAUGAGGUUGUUGGCAUGUCUAAGGACUUUUUUCUGGACUAGCAUACAAAGUCUACUUAGAUGUUUGUGCCUAAGCUUCAACUACCACAAUGAUUCCCCUGAAAAAGUAGUUUUGAGUUCUCUAAGUCUCACGUAGAACAACAUCUAAGUAAAUCUUUAAUGUGGGUCCAAUGAAAGGAAGAGAAAACAACCAAACAUUUUGGCAAAACUCCCUGAUACAUUUAAUUUAAUUUACUUAGGGACCUGUUUACUAAACAUUGACAUAAACUUGUAUGUAGCAGAGUUGAGAGAAAUAGAGGAUACAAUAGGAUUAUUUUCUAAAUUACCCGCAUUUCAAAAUUUUUAAUGAUUGGGUCGGCAGUCGCUGCACAUGAUUUUAUAGCUCCAAAAAUAAUUGAAAUGGGUCAAAGCUGUCUUAAAAAUGUGUUCUUCAUUUUAUUUAAAUCCUAUUAAAAAAAUAAAAAAAUUGAAACCAAAACAAAAAAACAUCAACCAACAAAAAAUAACAACUUUAUAGACACAAGUUAAAAAAAAUAAAUUACACUAAACAUUUAGGGAAAUUCCUGUGUUAACUAUUUCGUAAAAAAGCUUCAUAACAUUUUGCUUUGAAGAAUUUGGAUGAGUGCAGAUUGUUCCAGUAUUUGCCUUCUUUACUAUGAGUUUACGUGUUAUUUUGAAUUUUGCAGAGCGGUCCUCUCACAGGCCCAUACUCCAGGCGGGAUUACCUGCCAAUCAGACUGUGGUAGUUGGAAGUGAUGUGGAGUUUCACUGUAAAGUCUACAGUGAUGCACAGCCCCAUAUUCAGUGGCUGAAACAUGUAGAAGUAAAUGGUAGCAAGUUUGGUCCUGACGGUGACCCUUAUGUCUCCAUCCUACAAGUAAGUUCUAGAACUCAUGAUUUCUUAUAGUUUGUUAAUUUUACAUUUUAAGGAGGAAUCGGAAAGGAUUAUCAUCAAUGUUUUCCCUUUUUUUUUCUCACUGAAUGCUUCAUUGCCAAACUGUAACUGGGGUCUGAGAGAUGUUGAGAGCGAGUUACCAAAUCCAUCAUCCCUUCUUUAAGAUGUUGGGCAGAACAUGGCAAACUAACAUGUCCAUAAAAAUAUAGUGUAACUGGUACACCUACAGUUGUAACAUUAUUUUAUUGGGCAAAAAUGACACAAGAUUUUCUCUGUAAGCAUUAUGGUCCUUGAGGAAACCCACUUCCAUGUGCCUAUGGACCACUCGGGUUACAACUCAAUUUAUAGGAUGGAAAAUGUAGACAAGUUGGAACAAAGUAACAUUGACACCCCAAAAAAAAGAGUUGUCUGCAUAUCACUUUGCAUUCUGGGAAUUUGAAUUCUUCAUCACAUGAGUGACCACUGAUCUAUAAUCUGAUCACUUUAACUAAGAAGGGGGGCUAUUUUAAAUUGAUGUUUUUACAUGUCAGUUUGGUCUUAUACAGAUUUCUGGGGUAGUAAUCAUUAUGAACAAUUGUCCAGUCUAAUACGGUCUGUAAAAGAGAACACAAUAAUCAUUUAUCUUCAUGGAAUCAAGUACAUUUUUGGUUGAAAGCAGGUGUUGUACUGCAAUUGAUAUAUAAUUAAGCUAAUGUCUUACUGAUUCAUUGUGUUCAGAUAUGAGGAUAGAGCCAAAACCAGAGAGAUAAAUGUAUUCUUUUUUUACCUGUAGUUGUCAUCUUCCUUCGACGUGCCUGAACAUUCUGUUCCCCAAAUAAGUUAUUUACAUAUUAAAUACGGACUUUGCAAAAUAAAAUGGGGAUUAUUUAAUUGAGGAAGUCAGGCGCAAAUCAGAUAAAGCCACAAGGAUGAUUCCAAACUGUUCUACAAUUUAGGAUGGCAAAGCAUUAUGGCCACUACUGCCUUACUAAAUAUGACACUAUAUUGUAUAACCCUUGCUGUGCCUUUAAGGGCUGAGCUUUGCAAACGGCGGUCUUGUUAGUGCAGCAAGGCUUGGGAACAUAGAAAACAUCUGUAAUUGAGAAGUUUAAGGGUCGACCCAGCGAUGACAAAUCACCCGUCACAAACUGUUUAUGAGCAGGAAAUGUCUGCUGAUGUUGACCAUAUAACCGUAGCUAUAUUUUCGCAAUAAACACCUUCCAGGUUGGUUUCUUUGUAGCUUUUUCGAGACUGCGUCCAUUAAAUCCUGAAUCGGAAUGCAGUUUCACAUAACAAUCUUUGAGUUCUAACAUGAAUUUAUGGAAGUCUCCUUCCAUAGGAGCUUGCAAAACUUACAUUUAUUUCAUGUUUCAAAGCAUAGUUUUCUAAUAGAUUGCGACAGAAAUAUAAACAUUCUGGCAGACUUUUGUGGAUUCUGUUUCCUACACAGCCAUCUUGCUUGCUUGGUAAAAAAAAACAAAAACCAGUUUUGUGCUGUGGAAAAACUUACUGUUAAUAUAUGAUGGGUUAAGCUUAGCACAGUUACAUAGCAGAAUUGCUUAUAAUUUGUCUCCAAAUCCUAUUUUUGAAUUGUGAUAAUUGAAACCGCAUUUGCAGAGCUUGGUAGAGAGCUACAGUCUGCUGCUAAACUUUCCUAAGGCGUGUCACAGAAAGUGGUUAAAAAGACCAAAUUAAAUUGAAAUUGAAAUGUAUAACUUUAAAAAAAAAAAAAAAUUAUUAUUACAUUUUUUAUUUUAAUAUUAAUAUUUUAAAAUAAACAUACAAAAUAUGUAGGUGGGCCACGGGGCAAAGGGACACUAUAGUGUUAGGAAAAUCGCUUUAUUUAUAGUUUAUGGGAAUUUUUGUAGAUAAAUAUAUAUACAUUUUCCUCACAGUAUUGAAUCAUUUGGAAAGCCUAUUAAAUCAAGAACGGAACUUAUUUUAACUGAUCUCCAAUUUGGUCAUUGUGAAUCUUGUUUAUUUAGAAUCUUCUGAAAUUCUCACGUUAGUGCAUGCUUAUGUCCGUGUUAAUGAUGUGGCAGGAUCAUGGUCAAUGUUUCUCACACCUUGUGUAAAAAUACUUUAUAAAUAAAGAAUUUAAUAAAAGCAAUAUAUUGUCGAACAUACAUGUCAGUAACAAUGACAUACCUGGAUUUUGAAAGGAAAUCUAUUUUUUGUUAAAUUACUGUAAAUGUAAAAAAUUAGAAAUACUCAUCCCUAUCUUUAGUAUAUGACCGGAUCCUUCAGCCAUAUACAUACACCUUGGGUCAAACAGUGUUUGGAAACCUCUAUACAGUCUCUAUGGUCUUCCCGGCUUCACACCAUAUACAGUGCCGUGAUAAUAUCACGCCAACUCACUGUAAAUUCAAACACUGUUGGAACCAAGACAUAUGCAUAUGGCCAAAGGAUACUGUCAUACUAGGGAGUACGUUUUUAUAAUUUUUUCUUUUUUUUUCUUCUUGUAUUUCAUAAAAAAAAAAAAAAUCCUUCAAAUACUUGACAAAAGUGUUAUAUUAAUAUAUUAAAAAUAGUUUUGAGGUGACAGUUGUCCUUUGAAUCUCUUACAUCCUCUGAGUCCCCAUCAAUGAAUACAAGUUCUAUGCAUCUAGUUACAUGAUAGCGCCACCUUUGGGCACCUGCAGUUCAAGCAUCAAUUUGACUUAAAUGGUGGUGUUGGGUGGUAUGACUUUCACAAAUUAUAAUGAUCGUUAUCUCACAGGAUCUUUUUUUUUUUUUUUUCCUAUGCAAUCUGUUGGUUCUGUUUAGCUUGUUGCUAUUUAAAGAUUGCUGCAACUUGCGUUUGAUAGAUUAAAAAAAACAAAUGGCAGAAAUUUAGGUAAAAAGUUACAAGGUGAACAAAAAUUCAAAUUUCAGCUAUUUUCCCAACUAUUUCAACUUACAUGUUGCCAUUUAGAUUACAGAUCAUUUGCGUUUGAUGUAUUCUAAAUUUAGAUUUAAAAUGAUAAAAAUUUUUAUUUUUUUGCAUUGAAGUUGAAGUGUUUGUUUGUUCCUGCAGUCCAAGACCAGCAACACCACAGAAGCAGAUAGUAGACUAAAAUUAAAUAAUGUGACAGAAAACGACCAAGGAGAAUAUCUGUGUAGAGCCAAGAAUUCCAUAGGGUUAGCCGAAGCUUCUUAUUGGCUCUACAUAUACAAACCAUCGGCAGGUAAACCUUAGACUCUGUCCCGAGGUUUCAAAUCAUUAACAUUUUCAAAGCGGAGUUGAAGAAAAAAAAAUUACGCUCUGGAAUCUUUCGGGAUCCGACUGUCGCUGGUUUCAUUUUUUUGCUGCUUUUGUUCAUUACCCCCUACUAUUUUCAAAACUCCCAAAUCUGUUUUGAGAAGUGUGCAGUGGAAAAUUACCCACAACAGAUCAGACGUUUGUUCUCCAGAGACCUGACAGCUAUUGGUGCCGAAUUUGUAGAACCGGCAAAGAAAAUAAAGCAAAAUCCAUUUACUAAAUCACGUUCCAUUUUGACAGUCAGGUGGCAAAGGGAAUUAAACUUAAAACUGGUGUGGCCAACAUGUAGACCUCUCUUAUUUGGGUUUCUAUCUUGUAAUUUGCCGCCGGUAAGCAGUGUGUAAUGUAUGUAUAGUUCAAAUUAUUUAAUUAUAACAACCAUUAACUUAAUAUUUAUUAACAAAAUUCAACUUUGAUCCGAAAUAUUUAGUUAAACCUGCAUUUCACCUCAAAUAAAAUGAAGCCAGUCCAUUGACGUAUCCAAUGCCAGCAGAAAGUGCCCUGUCAGUACUGGAGGGGUUUAAUAACCCUGGCCGUAUGUUGUGUUGUGGGUCCAUUUUUCCAUCACAUUUACUUGCAUGUCUUGUCAGUGGGACAGAGUAUACCUUGCCUGGUGAAGGGUUUCUGGUGUCUAUUUAUUUCAUUUUCUUACAGGUGGUAAAAAUUUGGUGUUUGCAAAUCUCAUCUGCUUCAGUUCGUUCUUGAAUUUUCGGCGCACUUGCAUUGUGCUGGGAUCUUGGCUUCCUUUUAUCAUAUUUUUCUCCUGGUGUUUUCUUCUUUUGGUGUGUGUCCUGUUCUGUCCUUUCAUUUUUAUUUUAAUCUCUUUCCUUUCUCUAGCCUACUGGUGUCUACUCUUCGGAUAAGGAUAUUGAAAUUCUGAUUUUGCGCAAUGUAUCUUUUGAGGAUGCUGGGGAAUAUACUUGCCUUGCAGGAAAUUCUAUUGGCUAUUCCUAUCACACUGCUUGGCUGACAGUGCUACCAGGUACUUCUGUCGCUGUCCAGGUCUUCUGAUUUUUUUUUUAUUAACAAAUUUAUUUUUUUGGUGACUCAUUCCAUGUGCCUGUGAAAUGCCAAACUGAAGUCUUGCAUCCUGCAGGGUGAACGGAACAAGCUGUGCGUAGAUAGCGGUCAAACUUGCCUUUGGUCUGUUCCGUUUGAUGCUGCUCAAAAAGAAAAAAGUAAAUCUUAGCAGUUCUGUUACUUAGUGACAUCAGUCAGUGCUGCCUGUUUAAUGUAGCUGACAUCUGAAGCUAAGCAGAGUUUGUGGACCACCUUGUUUCUCUCAAGAGGUUUUAAUUUUCAUUGGCUUUACCCAAGAAACACAUUGUUAAACAUCAGAGACACUUAUGCCCACUCUUGUAGUAACCCUUUAAGUUCCCAGAAGACUCAGAUCAUUGCUUAGCCACAACAUUUUCCAUGUACAACAAGGUCUGUCCAAUUGAGGGCCUCUGAAGAAUGUUGGCAGCUAUAUGCAGUUGGGCAGUUUUGGAUUAUACCCCUUUAACUGCCACUAGAGGAAUAUAGAAAAGGAAAGUGAUACAACCUAUCAUUCAGUUUGGCAUUUCUGAACAUGCAAACUCCUCUAUAAUCAAUUUUUACUCCUGUAUAUGCUUACCUAUCAAAUGAAGGUUUAAUUCCUUGAUUAAUAUCUAUAAAAAGGGAAAUUAUCAUAAGAAUUAUGCAUUUAAAAUACAUUUAUCUUUUUGUAUUCCAUUUCCCUAUUUAUGUCCUUUGUGCUUUGCGGACAUAUAUUCUAGGUUCCAACUGCUGCCAUGGCUAUGCAUCACUCAGAAGUUAUGUAUAAGAGCAAUUCUGGGGAAAAGUUCUAAGUGGCGCAGUCAGCCAUUUGUUUCCAUGGUGAUUGCUCCAAUUUACAACUUUUCUCCAAGAUACCAUAAGCAACAUGGUGCUCGUGUCAUCUUUUUAGGGGACAGAGGCCUAUUGGCAUUAAUGGUUUAUGUCUGCCGUGCCAAACACUCUCAAAAAUAAAUAUAUACACAGUGCAUGGAAACUUUACAUUUAUAUUCCCAUAAACUCACAAGUUUUCAAGUGAUAAUUUCCCUUUCUAAUGCAAAAUGAUUUUCUAUAAAUCACAUUACCCUAAAUAUCAACGGUGUGAUGUUUUAUUUACAUUGAAAGUGUCCUAUUUAAAUGUACAGAAUGUCUCGAUGUAUCAACCUUUAUUGUAUUAAAAAGAAUUAAACGUGAUUAUCCCACAUUACAGGAACGCACACAAUAGUCAGAACAUAAACCCUUUAUCCCUUUUAAAUCGGCUUCACUCUUUCUGUAAUCUGAGUGGAAUUCUUCUGCUGCAAAUCACCAAUUAUGCAUUUCAAUGUAAUUAAAGUCACCAAGCAAUCAUGUCUUUGUAAAAAAAGACUUAUUGCCUUUCAAAAUUCUUUUAUAUAAUUUACGAAAAUUUUAUCACAGUCGAAUAUGUAUAUAUAUAAAUAAAACCAGGAGGGCUGCACUCACCUGGAUAUGCAUGCAUGAGAAGUGUGCUGCUGGGGCCAAUUCAUACAAUCUAAGAUCCAGCACACUCGCUCAUUCACUAAACAGUGAAUUUAUGUAUAUAGAUAUAUAUAUAUCUGUAUGUUAUUAGUCUGUGAAUUAUCAUCUAUCUUUAAAAAGAGGUAAAACAAUACAAAAUGGAUUGCAUCACAAAACAAUAACGUAACUACACAUUAUACGGAGCACAUCACUGAACACUUCUUGGUUUCUUAAAUCUUCCACAUCCUGAAUUAUUUUGUAUUUCCAGGGGAGCUUAUAGAGAAAGUGAACACAGCACCCACCAGUUCAAUCACCAUUCUCAUCGUUGUCACAGCUGCUGUUAUUUUAAUUUUGUCGAUCAUCAUCAUCGUCACCUAUCGAAUGAAGGUCCCUUCCAAGAAGGCAAUGAACACGCCAACGGUGCAAAAGGUCUCAAAGUUUCCACUAAAGAGACAGGUAACAGAAAGUAGAUACAAGAUUACGAAAAUCCAUUUUAAUCUCUCUCAAGUCAUUUAAGUUUUUUUUUUUGUCCUUUGAGAUGAUGUGCGGGUUAGUUUUGCAGAGGGUUUUUUUUUUCUUUUGAUAGGCUUGUGAAGUUGGUGAAAUGCUAUUGUAGAGUUUGAUGAACAUGUCUUAAUUUUCUGACCCUGAUCAUUCUUAUCUGCUAAAUGUAGCAUUUCAGCUUUGAAGAAGAAAAAUAUUUUUGUGAAUGGUAUUGUCUAAGAAGGGGUUUCCCAAGUGAUAAGAUCAAUAGUUUGCAAACAUUUCCUCCUCAAGAGCCACCUUAAGUGGUUGGCUCUAAACGAUUCAUUGACUGUCUAUACUAACCAAAUAGUAAGAUAAACUUAAAAUCUAGAUCAAGAUAUUUUUAUUUGGAAGAGCAAGUAACAAUAUUUCUCUUGUUCCUCUACAUUCGUCAUCCAUAUUCUUCACAAUCCAAAGGGCUACCUUGAAAGAUUUUAAAGGACCACUGUUGGUGUGAGGGCUUUAGUUUAGGAACACCAGAGAAUGGGCACCACUCACUAUAUUACGGUACUAUUUGAAUCUUCAUGGCAUAAUUCAGAACUAGCUCAUGAUUGGUCAUUGUUCAGUUCACUUGUGGAUGUUCUGAUGAAUGGCAGCUCCUGUAGUCCUCAUUAAAUGCGGUAGUCAGUGGAUGUGGUUUGACAGUAAUGAGAAUGGGUGUGGAACAUGUAAGCAAAUUUAAAAUGUAACUUUUAAUAAUAUAGCACUUAAUAAGUGACUUGCUUUGAGAACAUUGUGUAAUUCAGUGUUUUUGAAUUUCAACAGCACAUAUUAUUUGGCAAAUUGAGCAUGUGAACUGAACUGGCCAUCAUUUAUUUUUUAAUCAGUUUUGCCCACUUUGGUUGCCAAUUUGUAUUUGAAAAGACCAGCAAUCAGCAAUAAUGCGUAUUUUAUUUGCUUUAUUUAAGCAGGUGUCUCUGGAAUCCAACUCUUCCAUGAAUUCCAACACCCCAUUGGUGAGAAUUACCCAUCUGUCCUCCAGUGAUGGAGCCAUGUUGGCCAACGUGUCAGAACUAGGUCUUCCUCCAGAUCCCAAGUGGGAGCUCCCAAGAUCCCGGUGAGUGGGCUUUCUACACAUUUUAAUAUAGAGUGGUAUUAUUGUAUUUUAUUGAUUCUAAUGGUCAUUUUGUUUUUUUUGCAGCCUUACUUUAGGAAAACCUCUAGGAGAGGGAUGUUUUGGCCAAGUAGUGAUGGCUGAAGCUAUCGGCAUUGAUAAGGAUAAGCCAAACAAAGCUGUUACCGUAGCUGUAAAAAUGUUGAAAGGUAUGAAUGCUUCUAUAUAGGUUUAUAGGAUUCUACAAUGCUUGUUGAUUUUAUUAUUGCUACAAUGGGACUGUAUCAUAACAGAAAAAAACAACUCAUCCUUAGCUACUCCAUUCCAUGUUUUCAUACGGUCAGGUCUAGACUAUACUUCCAGUUCACACCAAAUAAUUGAAAUAGUGUGAUCCAAAGACACUCCCUUGUAUGCCCAAUAUGCUGCACAAUGUGUAUGGCCUGUUUGUGGCCACUUCACGUACAGACAGACCUAAAAUUUACAGUGAUUGCCGAAGCUAUGUUACAUAGUUACAUAGCUGAAAAGAGACUUGCGUCCAUCAAGUUCAGCCUUCCUCACAUUUGUUUUUUGCUGUUGACUAUAGUGUCCCUUUAAAUAUACAUUUUUUUUUUUAAAAAGGCAAAAAAACCCAGUUUGAAGCACUUCCAAUUUUGCAACAAACUAGGAAAAAAAAUCCUUCUUGACCCCAGAAUGGCAGUGUACUGUAGAAGUUGGCCAUGGAAAUCUAGAUCUAUACAGCAGCAUGUUCUUGUCUUGAUGUGGUCACUGAUUGUGCGAAAAAAAGUGUGGCCUAGACCUGUACAAUACAUUUUUUUUUUUAAAAAACAUGUUCAGCAGGGGAAACAUCUCCAUAAAUAUAAACAUUUACAUGAGAGCACACUCCAUGAUUAACGUGGUCAACAGAUCUUUGUAAAGAAAAAAUGUAAUACUAAGCUUUUAAUGUGAAUAAGAGUCUAUACACAUCACAUGUGUAAAUGAAAGCCAGUGAGCAACUUCACAAGGAAAAGCUUAACGUGUUUCUGUAGACUUGGAACUAUUCGCCUGCUAGUACGCAUCAGCACAACUCUCUCGUGACUCACUACAGCUUCAAUUUAAUACUGUUGGAUAAGUUUUUCAAAUAAUCUAAUAUUUUAGGGUAAACUUUUAAAAUUAUUUAAUAUUGUGAAAUAAAUUUAAUUGUAGUGUUUUAUGUAUUGAGAUAUAUAUAUAUAUAUAUAUAUAUUUUUUUAUUUUUAUUUUUUUUUAAUUUUUUAAUUUUUUUAUUUACAAGAUUAUCCAAAAAUAUUAAAUAAUUUGGAAACGCUAAUCCAACAAUUUUAAACCAAGGUAACUAGGUAACACGGCAGAGUACUGGUGUGAUAUCCCAUCGCCUCCCUUCAGCACUCCUCUGGUCUCACCACCUAAACCUUGUGAAAAUCUUUUUCUUUCUUUUAUCUGCAGAUGAUGCAACCGACAAGGACCUCUCCGACCUAGUCUCUGAAAUGGAAAUGAUGAAAAUGAUUGGAAAACACAAAAAUAUCAUCAAUUUACUUGGAGCCUGUACGCAGGACGGUAUGUCCGCCAGUAUAUUCUUUAUUUUGGAACACUGCACAAAAUAUUGAAUUAAACAAUAUAUACAUGUGUUUAUUAUAUCUCUGUUUAUGUUAUAUAUUAAUUGCAUCAUUAAUACGGACAGGCUGUAACUGUGCCGUGUAGGUAAUAUCCAACGAAGAAGGGAUUAAAUAGGCAUAUGGUAUUCAAUACAAGACAAUUCUUAAUCUCUUUAACAGAAUAAAUGUGUUAGAAACUUCACUGCCAGCUGGUUCUGUACCAGCCUCAGUCAACCUGUCAACCUCCAGCUGUUUUUUGGUCUUAGCAUUUCUGGGGCUGGCAACGGUUGGCGGAGAUUUAGAAAAUGUCCUAAGAAUAAGGCAUGCAUUCUGUUAAGAAUGUUUAGUGUUUCACCAUUAUUUUCAAGUAUGUAGUCUUCUGAUCUAUGUUAUAGUAAUAUCUUUUCUUUUUUUUUUUUUUAAACAUCUUAAGCACUUUUCCGUGGUAUCUUUGCUAAUACAGAACUGUAUGAAUUCAUUGUCAUAUAGCUGGUACAUGCCCAACCAAACAAAAACUGCAUUUUUGUGUGUGUGCCACCAUCGCCUCAUUUAUAAUUUACCAUGAUAAUGAUGGAAGUGCCUAUUUCUAUUCUCGCCUUCUGCCUAAAAGACAUAAAAACAAAGUUGUCGCAAAAAGAAAAAGGUUACCGAAAAAAUAACAAGUCCUUUAUAUUAAUGCAUAUUCCUGUAUAUGUUUAAUGUAUGUUUGUACAUUCACAAAUAUUUUGUGAAUGUACAACUUGAGAAAUCGUAUUUAUUAAAUGUACCUUUAAACGAAUAGUUGUAAAAAAUUAACUUGUCUGAUCUAAAGCUGUCUCGCAUCAAGGUUCAGAGUACAGGAAAAGUAUGGCAGAAAGCAAUGGUGUUUCUCCGCCAAGGAGUAAAUAAUGUUCAAGCUGGGAAAGGAUACAGUUUUGCAAUAAAUGUGCCUUCGUCUCCCCUCCUAGGAAACAGAAAAUACAGGGAAAUCCAAUAAAUAGGGUGCUUUCCGAGAAGCUGCGCCAAGCAGUCAUUUUGACCUGACGCCAGAUAGGAGACUUGCAUCCAGAAUUUAUUAGCCGCUGGAAAGGAGCAGUCUCUCUUAGGGAAAGAAAAGAAAAAAAAAGGAGAAAGUAACUGCUCAUGUCAAAUAUACAGAGUGAUGAAACAUUGAACAUUCUACACAUUAUUUCUUAAUCAGCUGAACUUUUAUAUCAGCAUAUUUAUAUAUUUUAUAACAAUAUAUGUAUCUUUCUUAUAAUUUACUGUUGAGUUAACGCUGUUCCUUAUAUGCAAGGACUUAUUUUGCUAUAUUAAAUAAAUAUAGCCUUCAGCAAAUGAUUGAUUGACAAGGACGAGCAUGUUAUCCUUUGGCAUAUUAACACUUUAAUUUCAAAGAGUUGAAGAAACAAGUCUUCCAUUGAAGUAACCAAAUAGUUAUGAUUAUAAUUAUAUAUUAAAUAUCAAACUAUUGAACAUGAUUAGUGAUGUCCCGAACGGUUCGCCACGAACGGUUCGCCAUGGACUCAUCAUUGAGUAAACUUUGACCCUGUACCUCACAGUCAGCAGACACAUUCCAGCCAAUCAGCAGCAGACCCUCCCUCCCAGACCCUCCCACCUCCUGGACAGCAUCCAUUUUGAAGCUGCAUUCUUAGUGAGCUGUCCAGGAGGUGGGAGGUUCUGGGAGGGAGGGUCUGCUGCUGAUUGGCUGGAAUGUGUCUGCUGACUGUGAGGUACAGGGUCACAGUUUACUCAAUGAUGAGUCCGCGGCAAACCGUUCGGGACAUCACUAUACAUGAUAUAUAGUUAUAUAGUGAUUAUACAAUAAAUAAAAAAAUUAAAUGAUCAUCAAAAAAUCAUGAAUUUAGCCCACACUAUUAUGGAAAUUACGUAACAUAAAGAGAUCAUCCAUAAGUUUACAAUUAUUGUAGGGUAUCAAGGAUCCUUUCCAUAUUUUAGGACUUGGCAAAGCUGUCCCUUCACCCUGCAGAUUAAAAUUGGACUAAGUAAUGUUAGGAUCAAACCCAAAGGAUCCCAAAGCAUGCUUCCUAAAUGUUGUGCUAGAUGUUAUAUACAAUUUCCAAUGGCCUAAAUGGCAUUACAUUUCUAACAGAAACAGGGAACGAUUGGACUAUUAUAUUUUAGUGUACCUUCGAUCAUAUGUUAAAACCUAGACUGCUGUCUCUGCUAAUUAAUUGUGGUGCAGGAUUUCCAUGUCUACGUUCAUGAACUUGGCAGUCAGUUACCAGAUAACCUAAUCCUAAACAUCUUGGGUCAACAGCUCUUUCUCAAUGUACAAUGCCCUUCACUCAAAGGGUGCACUUGAUAUUCUGACCCGUAAUUGUUCUUUUAGAAAUAGAAUGGAUGUUUGAAUUUAUACCACUGUAAGAGAACCAUGCUGGUUUUAAACCGGCUGCACAGAAGUGAAAUAAAAGUUUGAGCAAUAUUUAUUAUUAUAUUUUUUCGUGAUAUGGCAGCAUCUGAUACAUCCAUACUUUUCAUGUGAAUCUUCUAUAAUCUGAAAGAGGAAUGACAUCUAGUAGGUCUUGAUGGCUAAUCUUCACACCUAGACCUAGGGACCCCAAGUAGUCUACAAACAGUUUUUACUAUACCUGGAGUGGCAAGGUUUGUCACCCUUGUUCUGGAUAUAUGACCUAAACAUAAAAAAACAACAAAACGUGCAAGGUGCAUAAUUUAACAAAUACAUAAAAACAAUACUAAAAGAAGAUGGGGGGGGAAAGAUGAUUGUGACAGUACAGUGCUUUGCAUUCUUGCAUAUGAACUAGAACAGAUGUAUGUUAGCAUAUUUAUUUAGGAAAACCUAAGAAUUAUUAUUACAUUUUUUCUACCCUAUUUGUGCAGGACCUCUGUAUGUAUUGGUUGAAUAUGCUUCUAAAGGAAACCUUCGGGAAUAUCUACGAGCUCGACGCCCACCUGGCAUGGAUUAUUCUUUCGAUACAUGUAAAAUCCCAGCAGAGCAGCUGACUUUCAAGGAUCUGGUGUCCUGUGCUUACCAGGUGGCCCGUGGCAUGGAGUAUCUGGCGUCUCAAAAGGUGAGAACCUAAAAUGUAGUGAAGUAUAGCGAAGAUUGGAGUAUCUCUUUGGUGUCCUUCUUUGAGGACAUCUCUAGGAAUAAGGUUCUGCUUUGCUAGAAGAAAGAAAUAUCCCACUGUUUGCAUGCUAUAUAGUUUAUGGGAAGGAGGGAAGGACUUUUACUCUGCUUCAGAGAGUUAAUUUAAAACAUAAAGCAGUGACCCAGGCAAUAAAGCUACACUGCUAUUAUGAUGGUAACAUAGAAAAACAAGGAAGACAAACCAAAACAAAAUAUUAUGACAGCUGGUACAUGAUGCAUGUGGUAAUAGUGGUUCUGUGCACCAAAGAGUACCGUGCGUUUUUUAUAUAUAUUUUAUGUAAAAGAUCACUAGUUUUCCUGGCAUUAUGCAAUCCUAAGGGUCCCCCCACCCUCAGGGUCCUCCUCCCGCUGGGUUGAAGGGUUUCAAACGGGGUUAAAACCGCUUUAACCACUUACCUUAAUCCAGCACCGGGCUCCCUCAGGGCUGGUGACCUCUCCUCCCCCGCCGACGUCAGCUCCCGAGUGGAGUGGAAUGUGCAUGCGCGGCAAGAGCUGGGCGCGCAUUCAAACAGUCCAUAGGAAAGCAUUUCUCUGUGCUUUCCUAUGGACGUUCUGCACACUGGAUGCAAAUUUCGUAUCCAGCAUCGCAGAAGCACCUCUAGCGGCUGUCAGGAAGACAGCCACUAGAGGUUGGAUUAACCCUAGUGUAAACAUAGCAGUUUCUCUCAUUGAGCUGAAGUGGUCUGGGUGACUAUAGUGUCCCUUUAAAUAUACAUUUUUUAAACUUUCAGUACUUUAUAAGUACCACACAUAAUAAUGUAACUGGUCGUUAGUUGACAGCUGAAGUUUUAGAACCUCUCCCACCUGUACCAUUUGAGGAUAUAACCUUUUAAUAGUAGAUGUACCGUAUAUACAACUAUAACCUAAAAGGGAAAUGCACUUCCCAGGCUUAUACUUAAUAUGUUUGAUAAAUGAUACACAAAUGUUUUAAGAUGUAACUGAGCGAAUUCGCAAAUUAUCGAGUCUAUGAUUAUUCUAGAGCAAUGAUUUGCAACCUGUUCCCAUAUCGUUCUUCUGAUGGAGUUAAGGAAUGCUUAAAGGCAAACGCCAGACCCCCUAAAGCAUUUUAGCUUGCUGCAGUGCUUCAUGUGUGAAGACUGUGUCCUCUUUUUUUUUUAAAGUGCAGAUUUAGUAGAAAUCAACACUUUUAGAAAUUGACAGCCAGAUGGGAUGGAACAAGGUUAAUCAGAUAACAGGUACUGUUACUUCCUGGUAGUUUAGCUCAGAGAAGCGAAAUUCAAGAGGCAGGCAACUGACCAUAUCACCUGCCUUGCAAGGACUUCUCAUUGAGCUGCAUGGGGAAGUCUGUGAUUGGACAGCCACAGAAAGUCUGGGCGGGGUUAGAAUGGGAGGGCUUGCAUAGGCUGCAGACGAGAGAUCUGCGGCUUUGGCACGCUGUUUUUACGUAUAACCACAAUUAAAAUACUGUAUAAUCAUUAAGGGUAUAUUCACUAGUUAGUGAACUUUUUUUUUUUUGGACAGUGGAGUUUCCCUUUUAAGAACCUGUUCAAUUUCAGAUACUCUUUCUGAUAGGUAUGAAUCAGCUUAUUUUAGGGAUGUUUAUUUUCUAAAAAAGAUUAAUAUGAGAGGUACUUAGCAUACCUCUGUACUACUUUUUUAAAAGAAUUUGAUUGACGGUCUUCUAGAGGCACUUAUAUAGGCUUUUCUGGAUUUGCCAAAUGCAAUAAUAUAAUGGGACAGGCAGGUUUUAUCUGUCAUCAAAUUCUUUGGUAUCCAUGCUUUAAUGUAUGCUAUAUUAUAUGGUGCUGGCCAAAAACAUUACACAAUGUUCAGAGUUCUGAAUGUAUAGAAUUUCAAUUGAAAUGACUGUGUUAAUAUGUCUAAAGCGUUCUCCCAAAAAGAACGCAUUACAUUGAACAAAGACACAUGUUACUGGCGUGUUCCCCAUAAUAAAUGUGGAUGCUUUUGUUUUUAGACUUUGUGUGGUUUAAUAUUGCAUAAUUUUGACGGUCAUAUUGCUGUUUCAUAGACAGUACAAUGAGUGCACCCCCCCACCCCAAAAAAAAAAAAAAAUUUUUUUUUUUUUAAUGUUGUGGGCAUUUUUUUCUGCUCAGUUAAUCUAGCAAACAUUUUGCAAGUCAUUCCUCAAGUCAAUUAAACUCACUUUUUAGUCACUGGAUUAUUAUAUAUAUAUAUCUGUUAUCAUAGCUCCCCUGGAUGGUGGAUUUCAGUCAUUAUAUUAACAUUCAGCCUCGUAGAGUUAGAUGCAAACUACUGAUUAUCUCAUUCCAAAUUAGGGCAUUCCCAAACCUCAUAUUCUCCCCUGGAGUAGCAGCCUGGAACAAUGUAUUUAAAUUAUUGGGGAUAAUGUAGCAAUAUGUAGCAAAGUUUCAUCAAAGUACCUUCAGGGCAUUAAUAAUUCAUGAGUUGGGCAUAAUGAAAUAGAAAAGGAUGGCUCCUUUACUUUCUUGGAUAAUCACGAGUUACAAACCGAGAGGUUUAUUGGCUGCUAAAUAGGUUUAAUUUUUUUGUAUAUAUAGUUUAUAAGAACUCAAUCAUCCAAAAAUAUAUAAUAUGUCAUAUAUAAGAAAUAAAUAAAAAUAAAGUAGGUUACACCCUUAGGUUUCAUCUCAUAAUUCCACUUUAAAAACUGCAUACAAUAUGGAUGUAAAGAUGGUGUAGAUCUAACACUUCUAACACAUUUCCAAAAUGGGAUCUACCAGGAGAACCCUGGAUUAUGCAAGUUAUAUCUUGCAUAUAGGACUCAUUUGGGUUUAGGAUGAAUUCUAGCUGUGACAGAGAUAUAUUGCCCUCACCUUGUGGUACAUAUGAGCAGUCAAAAUUAUUGUAGUGUUAUAACUGUAUCAAACUGGGAUACAAUACAAUGGAUGAAAGAGUUAUGUUGUCCUUAAAUAGUACCUGACCAAGGAGAGUAUGACCUGUAGUAAUAUGUAUGAAUAUCUUACUUAAGUUCAUUGAAAGGUCCCUAUUGGUCAUCUUACAUAUUAUACAGAACAUGAGGUUAGCAUUAGCGUGAAAGGCAGAGGAAAGUCAUUUUUAGUCCUCUCCAUCAUUUUCUCUGAUAGAAAUUCACCCAAUGUCAGUCAGGAAGUUGUUGAAUGACUAUUGUGCUAAUUGUAGGUAACAAUUUGAUACCAGGAUAUUGAUUUACAAUUGGUGGCUGGUAACACAUCUUUCCAUGCCUGAUCAUAGAGUGAAAUUUAACAGCAAAUAAUAAAUAUUAUCAUGAGAUUCUGUGCAUUCCAAUGUGUACAUAUACACAUGGGUAUAUAUUGAAACAGAUGAAAGAUGGAGUUGUGGAGAAUCUAUAUUCUCAAGAGUUUAGCAGUUUAUAGCAGUACUCUUCAAAUCUGCCUUCAGGACCCAUCAAUAAUAAACCAGUAUCUCAACAUUACCCUGCUCUAAGACACGUGAGUGACUCAGUCAUAGUCAUCUGAACACUGAAAAGGAUAUUCUCAAUCUCGGCCGCCUGUUGGGUUCAGAGAGCAGAAUUAAAAAAUACAAUGCUCACGUUCAACAAACGUGUUGUCUACCUUUUGGCCAACCUGUUCUGAACUGAUAGGUCCAAAUAAUAACAAAGUAUUUAACCAGGAAAGGUACAACAGAUUGCUCUGGUUUUCAAGCACGUCCUGGGAAAGUUACUUUUGCCCAAUUUAAUGGUACUCGUUUUAAUUACCUCAAAAGUAUGAAGGGCUGAGUUGACCCUGCCAGGAUUUGAACCUGCAACCCAAGGGUUGAACAGAUUCAAGUGUUGAUGCAUUAGCCCACUGAGUUGUCUCAGUAUUGUUGUUAUACUUAUGUAAAACAUUGGUGGAGCAAUUGUCCUUCUAUAAUUUUGUAUCUCGCUGCUUGAAACUUUAAAUACUGCACUGUAGUUCAGUUAUUUCAUUAGCAUCAUUGAUCUUUUUCAUGUUAAUAACUAGUUUGUUGGUUUAUCAGUGUAUUCACAGAGACCUUGCAGUUAGGAACGUGUUGGUAACAGAAGACAGCGUCAUGAAGAUUGCAGACUUCGGACUGGCCAGAGACAUACACAACAUAGAUUACUAUAAAAAAACUACAAAUGUGAGUAUAUUUACCUGACUGAUAAUGGAGUAUGCAAUAUCAGCACAGUACUGAGCAGACCGAAUUUUAAUUAACUAUUCUUCUUAUUACUAUCCAAUAUACCCUGCUGCUCAGGACCAAAUGUCACUGCAUUACAAUCAACAAAGUCUAUUCUCAGAUUACAAAUGGAUUUGCAUAUGAUACCUGUUAUGAAAACUAUUCAACACAUUUUUACCCUCUUUCUGUGAUAGAAGAAGAGUCUUUUCUGGCAGGUUCAAAUCAGCCUUAUGGUUUUCUCCAGGUUAUUAAAAUGAAUACUGUUUAAAAGAUUCAUAAUAAUAUUGACACCCCUAUGGCAAUAGCAAAAGCUACAUAUACCCUUUUCAAUUGAUUGAUUAAUAUUUUUCUGCACUGUCCAGCAAAUAGCGCUUUUUCUAAACCAGUUAUAUUCUUUGAAUUGGGGCGUGGAAUACAGCCUUUCAUUUCAGCUAAUACCCCUAAAAUCAACAUAUCAGUUAACUUCUGUACUUGUACUUAAAUAUCACUUGCCCAUUUCAAGGGUGCCCUACGAUUUGUAUGAGUUACAGAAUGAGAACCUGGAGAUUAAGGCAUGAGAAUUGCCCCCAAACAAUGAGAAUUACCCUCAUGGGUUGAUAUUUUAGCUGAUUAACAUGGUCAUUCUUUUUUUGUUUUUUUUACCGAGCAACCAGUCUUUUUUGCCCAGAGGAUAGCUGAAGUCAGCAUGUCCAGUGGAAGCUUUGGAUAGUGGAUUAAUAGAGUAGAUUGGAUGGUGCCAAUGUGGCUGCACAAAUAUGCUGAUGGAUUAGUCUUCUUUGUCUUCCCAAUUAUAGGGUCGGCUGCCUGUGAAAUGGAUGGCUCCAGAAGCAUUGUUUGAUCGGGUCUACACUCAUCAGAGCGAUGUGUAAGCAUUAUCAUCUCCCCCUUCUCUCCCUCAGCACAUUGCAGGAAAAUCUGCCAAUGUGUAUACAGUCUAAAGGCUUUUAGAAGUUGCGCACCCCACUCAUCCUCAUAUUAGCUUAAACUUUUAGAUGCCAGAUUGUUUGACCAAGCAUUGUAAAGUCCCAGAAAUGUCUCUGCAUGGGCCACAAGGUCUUUGUAAAUGUAUUAAGGUGUUAGGAUUCAAGGUAGUAACACUCUGCUGCUCUUUUAAAUAAGCCAGUGGCUUAAGAGAACACUUCACACACCUAAAGCGCUUCAGCGUUACAUGACAGAUUAUAAAAGUUCUGAUUUCAAUAGACAUCAGAACGUUCAUAAUAAGGGCAGAAUCACCUUGCUGGCUGUCAGUCCGAGAUCCAAGGAGGUUUUCUUCCUCUUCCAUUAGCUUCAGAGAGCGUUACAAAAGUACCAGUUACGCUUGACCAGGGUGCGCCUGCCUUCCCUCCUGUCUCAGUGAGUUGUAUUACAGCUCAUUGAGAAAGCCUCUGAUUGGAGCAUUUACCGGCACAGUCCGAAACGGUUUCUGGUACCCUACAGAAUUUCGGAUUUAUGUCUCCUUAACCCUUCACUGUGUAGUAGCACAUCUAGCUGUUUUAAGGUUCCACAACUUGGUCAUUGUCAACUUAACCAUUCAGUGUAAAGUUCCAAAACUAGCUAAUUGUCAGCUUAACCCUUUAGUGUAAAACGUUGCAGCUAGUUAUAUGUAAAGCUUUCUUGCUUGCCAUAUAUGUAACUUAGUCCUCGAUUUAAUAUUUUGGCAUAUGGUUUUCAAAUCAUUUCAUAUUUUGGGCUAAAUAUUUUUAAAUUAUUUUUUUUCUUCAAACUUUUAAAAGAUCAAAAAAAAAAAUCAUAUAUAUAUAUAUAAAAAUUCAAAGUAUUAAAAUAUUUGUAAAAGUUGGGUUCAAAUUUUAAUGUUAAAUAUUUUGAAAAGCUUAUCCAAAAGGAUUCAAUCAAAGCCUUUAUCCUUAGUCAUAAAUUUAUCCAACCCGACUUUUCUUUCUGUCUAGCCCUUCAUUGAAAUUUGCAAUAUUUUAAGCCUCAAUAGAAGGAUCCUAAGACAGCCACGUGUUGACGUAACCCUAGCAAAAAGCCCGUAUCAUUGAUGACAUUUUUAGCAGUGCACUGGACAAUAAAUGUGCUGCUGACUCCAAAGAUUAAUCUUUGUUUUCUGGACGUGGUAGUAAUUAGCAUUUAUAGUUCAUUGUUCUCAUGCACAAUUUCUCUUUUAACCUACUCAUUAGCCUUGUGGGUGCAACGGAUAGGAAAUUUGUGCACUUAGAAUUACAAACUAAAUAUAAAUGACAGGAGCUGCUAAUUUUAAAUGCAGCAUGAUAACUAUAUAAAAAAAAAAGGUUAGGAAUUAAAAUAUUUUAUUAAAUUUUGUCUGCAUACAGCAUAUGUGAAGUCGUUCUUAGACUGCCCUUGUUCCCUACAUUUUCUGCUCCAUAAAAUGAAAUAUUCAGGAGCUAUCUCUUAAUUAAUUUUCAUUUAGUUGCAUAUUCCUGGUUGUAAUCUAAAGGUCGGUAUCACUUUUCUUCAUUCAUGUCCUGCGGUGCUGUAUUCCAGCGCGGUGAAUCUGUGCAUGAAUAAUUUGAUUUGUUCCAUUGACUCAAGCCUGUGGAAGUCUAAGCAAUGAAUGAGUAAAAUAACGAAUGGCCUGUCACCCAUCUGAUUAAAUGCUCAUUUCAAUUUCAGACUUGGUGCCUAGAAUUAUUUUUUUCGGUUCUUUUGAGCACGAUCUGCAGAGAUCGCUAAGUAACCAGUGAAAAUGGCCCGGCAAUUAGUAAUGCCAUUGAUGACUCUGUUAGACCCGCAUGGCUGCACAUAAAUAGCCAAUCAUUUUUUAUUUUUUUUUUAAGUGGAAAAAAUCCUUGUGAAUUUUACAUUUCGUUCUUUUAUUAUCCAGAUGGUCAUUCGGGGUGCUGUUGUGGGAGAUAUUUACGCUUGGAGGGUCACCAUACCCAGGGAUCCCAGUAGAAGAACUCUUUAAGCUCUUAAAAGAAGGUCACAGAAUGGACAAGCCAGCAAACUGCACUCACGAGCUGUAAGUCACUGAGCCGUGCCAUCUACAUGAGGCACAUCAUUGUCAAGGUCUUUCGUUGCUUUUUUGCUGGUGUAUUAGCCCGUUGAGUGACAACAAUGGGUCACUUGGGUAGUCACAGCUCUAUCAGCUUACAAAGAAACACUGUUUUCAUUUACAUAAACAUCCAUUUCAAAUUAUACUAUUUUCAUAGGAGAAAACAUUGGCACCUCUAUGUUUAGAACUUUGAACAGAUGACUUUGUUAUUGUGUAACUGGGUGAGAUUCCAAACAGUAUAGAAUUGAAGAAAUGGACAAAAAUAGCCUAGUUGGGGGGAUUUUUACAAUUCGUUAUGUGAAAUUUCCUUAGUAGUUCUCUACAAUUCCCAGUUUAGGGAGUAACCAAAAUAAGUCUAUAUGUGUUUAUUCCUAAUGAUCAGGGUGGUAUUCUAAAUAGCAUCAAUAACUGGUACAACUGGUGGACUGAAGGCUCCUAGUAAAGCUUCUAGGGUCUUCUUAUAUAGCAAAUUAUGUAGCACUAGAUACAUUGAAAUUCCAUAGCACUAGAUAUAUUGAGUAAUGAGAAUAUGGUAUAGAAAUAACUAGUUUUAAUAGGACAAAACUGAGCAGUACAGCAGGUUUUGAGAGCUGUGACCCAGAGCAUAAAAUGUGGAGGACAAUAAUAUGCCUGAGAAGUUGAUACCUCUUUGGGUGAAAUAUUGAAUCAACACCGUAAAGGAGGAGACUAUAUUCAAAAGAAGAGGACAUAGUCUUAAAUUAGAGGGGCAAAGGUUUAAAAAUAAUAUCAGAAAGUAUUACAUUACGGAGAGGGUAGUGGAUGCAUGGAAUAGCCUUCCAGCUGAAGUGGUACAGGUUAACACAAUGAGGGAGUUUAAGCAUGCGUGGGAUAGGCAUAAGUCUAUCCUACAUAUAAGAUAAGGCCAGGGACUAAUGAAAGUAUUUAGAAAUAUUGGGCAGACUAGAUGGGCCGAAUGGUUCUUAUCUGCCGUCACAUUCUAUGUUUCUAUGGAGGCUUGUUGCAGGAAAUAGAAGCAUUCAGUAUAUAUUUUUUUCUGUUUAUUGUUAAUAUGCCUCUAUUUAAGGAUAGAAGAGACACAAUCCCUAAAUUAUAUCUGUUUGGAUAUAGAAAUGUCUUUCUGGAUUUCACAAUGAUCUGUAUUUUUUUUUUCUGUAGAUAUAUGAUAAUGAGAGAGUGCUGGCACGCUGUCCCAUCACAAAGACCGACCUUCAAGCAGCUGGUGGAAGACCUAGACCGUAUCCUCACUGUGACAUCUACUGAUGUAAGUAUAAUUGGUUUUACAGAUGGGUUAUUGUUAUGUUAUAUUUAAAAUACAGGUUAAGUUCAUUCUUUUUGUUUCUGAUCAAUGUUUAAAAGUUGUGAUAGUUAAAGGGAUACAAUAGUGCCAGGAAUACAAAACUGUAUUCCUGGCACUAUCGUUCCCUCUGGCUCCUCGCGCCCCAUCCCUGCGGUGGUAAAUAAAGGGCUAAGAACUGUUUAAUUACUUACCUGAUCCCAGCGCCGAUGUCCCUUAGCGCUGGGUCGUGGCUCUGCCUCCUCCAAUGUCCCUCGACAAGCGGACGCUAAUGCACAUGGGCAGCAAGUGCAAUAGGAACACUGCACCCAGACCACUUCAAUAAGCUGAAGUGGUCUGGCUGCCUAUAGUGUCCCUUUAAACAUGGCACUACAUUUUUCAUGAUGGCAACCCAUAAAUCUUCUAGGUCCUAAUACAUAAUGUAGAAACAAACUUUGUUUAGUAUGAUAUUGGGUUUUCAAAAUAAUUAGCAAACCAGCUAAAAUGUAUCCUUGCUCUUUUUGUUGUUUCAGGAGUACCUCGACCUCUCAGUGCCAUUUGAGCAGUAUUCGCCUGCUUGCCAGGAUAGUCACAGUACCUGCUCUUCCGGAGAUGACUCUGUGUUUGCCCAUGACAUUCUUCCCGAUGAACCAUGUCUUCCUAAACACCAGCAAUACAACGGUGUAAUCCGAACAUGAUUCCAGAAGAUAACAAACAUAGACGAAUGUAGACUUGAGGCACGUGGACAAAAUUGUCCAGUUUGGCAAGGAUUGUAAUUUUUUUUUUUGUUUUUGAGCCGUAGAAUUUACUUGCUGUACAAGAAGUCACGAAGCACUGUUUGGCCUGAAGGAACUAAUCUUGUGUCAAGAUAGAAAAAAUAUAUAUAAAUUAAAAUAUAUACUAUAAAUAUAUAUAUAUAUUUUAAAGAGAUUGUUGAAACUUGGGAGUCUCGUAAAAGCGACCUCUUGUUAUCCACUGUUGAGCGACCAUUCUGUGCCUGUAAUGCAAAGAAACGAACCAGAAAGAAAAGACAAUGCAAGACAUUGUGUAGAAAGAAAGACUACACACUUGUAAAGAAUGUAAAGAAACAAAAACCUUAAAAGAAUGUUUUUUUUUAUAUGCAAUCUCGUGAACCUUUUUGGGUGGAUCUCAAAGGCUAUUUUGAGGCCUGGCAAUCUCAUUACUUUUUAACCUCUUGGUUUUUUACAUUUAUGGUAAAACAAACCUGCACAAUCACAAUUAUGAUAAGCCAUGAUUUCCAUGAAAAACAUUCACAAUAAUGACAUAACAUUUAAAGCUACCACCAAUGUAACUGUAAAAAAAAAACCAAAAAAAAAAAAACACAGUAUAGUACUUUUAUAGUUUGCUCAAAUAACAUAGUAAGCGCACACCACUCCACCAUUUUUAUUGUCUGAUCUUAUGGGCAAACUAAUUUUCCUUUGAGGGUUUCAGCAAAAUAUGUUUCCCCAAUAGCUACCAGGCCUCUAAACAAAAUAACAAAAAAGAUCUUAUUUUUUUUUUUUUUUUGUGAAUCUUUCUAUAAGCUAAAAAGUUGGAACAUGAGCUUGUCCGUGUUCUUCAACAGAAUGUCUGUCCAAAAAAAAAAUGAAAAUAUGAUCUAUAGCAUAGCGCAGGCACUGAAAAAACUAAAUUGUAGCUCCCUUCCACUGGAGACUUAACUAAAAAAAUAUGUUAUGAAUAAUUGAAAGUAUGAACUAAAUUGGACCGCAGUGCAAGACAUUUGUAAUAAUAUUGCAAAGUUUUAUUUGCCAAAUUGCCAAAUAUGGUAUAAUUUGUGGAAAGUAUUAACAGACUGAAAACAAGGUGUUGUUCACAUGUAUAUGUAUAUCGUUUUAAAAUUUAAAAAAAUCCCCAUUUUUGUUUAAGUUAAAAAAAUAUUUUUAUUAGUCUGUUAGCUUAACACAAACCGCUAAAAAUGUCAUUAACAUUGACACUUUAGCAUUGUCAAUUUAAUAUAUUCUCCAGUCCUUUUCUAUAUAUUUUUUACUCACAUGGAACCUAUAUUUGCAUAUGCUUGUAAGCGUGCAAUUUCAAAAAGGUUUGUUGCAGUAAACCAUGUACAUAUUCAUACAUGUAUAGUGUAUAUAAUGUUUAUUUAAAAUCAGAAAUAUAUUAAAGGGACAGUAAAAGUUUUUUUUAUGGCUGUGUUAACGUUUGGUCAUUUUGGCAAUUCUACUACAUUCUUGUUCUGAGAUUAAAGCAUGUGCUGCAUUUAUUCUGUAGUAUUAUAUGGUUUCAUUCUCUCAUAAUGGUAACUGAGAAUGUAAAGUGUCUAACCAACAUUUUAUAUUCCAUUAUGCCUGUAGGUGCCAAAAACAUCUUCAUUUCAAAGUGUAUCUUUAUACCACCGAUUGGAAAUGUAGUACACUUGCCAGACUAAAAACACACAGCUGUAUUCAAAACGACAAUAAUAUAAUUCAAAAGUAAUUUUUUUCUAUACUGUCCCUUUAAAACAGAGCUGUCACCGGAAAAAAAAUUAAAAUCACAUUAAUCAGAAAAACAAAAAAUAUGCUUACGAGGGGAUAUUUUAGAACACUUUUGAGCCAUUUUUAAUAGUAAUUUUUUAGGUCUGCUUUUAAGUACUAAUCCACUCACAGAGAUCCUUCGAGAAAUACCUUUUCACAUUUUAUAAAAGCAUUGCAAUCUACGAUAACACUGAUCUGGUCAGUAUAUAUUGGUUUUUAUAUGGUCACAGUUUUGUUUUAAAAAUUGUAUUUUUGUUAAACUUGUAUAUUUGUAAAUGUAUUUAUAGACUUUUACAUAUGUUCUAUGGCUUAAAUAGAUUUAACCUUACUGUAAACAUCUUAAUUCACAGAUUUUAAGUUUUAACUUAUUAACAGUCAGAAAUGCUUAUAUAAAUACUGCUUUUAUUUUAUUUCUGGGGUUGAAAUUGAACAUUUAUUAAAAAAAAAUUAAAAUAAAAAAAAAAAGUGAGGGAAAAAAAUGUAUAUUACCUUCUAUUAGUUAAAUUUAAAUCGUUUGAGUGCCAGAGAGUUGGCCAGCAUUGGACAGUGUUGGCUAUCCCCUUGGCACACAAUGGAUUCUUUGUAUAUGUUAAUGUAUAUAUUUUCCAUUUUUGUAGAAGCAAAUGGCACGGAGUCAAAGUAAUCGAUUCACCACAACUUUAAAAAGAAUAGUCUAAUUUAUAUUAUCUAUUUUUUAUCUUAAUUUACAUUGUAAGAGAUCUCUCCGGUUUCCUUAUUUGUUUAACCCGUUAGGAGUGCCGAAGCAGUACAUUGCUGUGCAGUGCGCUGCUUCUCCCUCUCGUGCAGUAAGGGUUAAUGUUUUGGCCGAACUAGCAAGAUCAUGCAACCGAAAAAAUGUAUAAAGUCUGUUGAAAAAUAAAAUCUUCGAAACAAGUCUUUGUGUAUUUUAGAGUCUUGCUCACGGGACGCUAAUGUUCAGCGGCCAAUGCUGACCUUGAAAAGGGUUUGUCAAGGUCACAUUUUUAAAAUAAGGCUGCUGUAAGGGUUGUGAUGUCACUGAAUCUGUUUGGGGUACAUUACAUGUAUUGGUUUAUCCUGGAUUGCAAUGAAAAAACAAACUUGUUUAUUGCAAUAUAUUCAUUGAUCAAUUUAGGUAUGGUUUUUUUGGGGGGGUUUGGGAGGAAGGGAGUUAAUAUUUUGUGUUAUGAAGUAUUGUUUACUAUAACUUUCUUAUUUUAAAUCACGGUUUGGUGUUUACAUGCCUUCUAGAUGUAGUAGCAACAAAGCACCAUAUUCAAAUUUCAUUUUCUCCUUAAAUGGAAACUGUUGCUAAUAAAAAAAAUUAUAGUUAAAGCAAAAAGUCUUCUGAGUUUAGAUCUUUUACACAAUCUUUAGAUUUAGAUUCUGUAAAAAUCUCUAAAUAAUAUGCCUUGAGUGUACCAGAGUGCCAAAUAGUUUGAACGCACACUAGUGUGUUCAAGAGUGAUUUAUGCAGACACGAUUUGUAAAAUGACACCUUUUGUUCUCAAGAUGCUAAUUUUGACCUUGACAAAGUUAGCAUAUAGUCCGCAAUAAUUUGGAUUGGUAUUGUCUAUAAAUAAUGUGAUGAGAAGUAUACCCUAAUUUGCUUCUUUAGGUCUGUGCCAUAUUAAGCUCUUCCAAAGGAGGAUGCAAGUUUAUUACAAGUGUUUUUAUUUUAAUUGAUUUUUUUUUUAUUUAAAAAAAGAAAUAUUAAUAUUUUCUUACAAAUGUCUGCUAAUUGUGUACAUUCCAAGUACCUAAUGCUUUGUUUUUUCAGUACUGAAAAAAAAAAUUGUACAAAAUUGUGCAUGAUUUGAAAUGUUACUAGAUAUUAUAAAUAUAUAUAAUUUAUUGAGGUUUUACAAAAUGUAUCUGUUGUAGACAUUGACCUAACAUUUUCGUAUUGAAUGCUUAUAUAGUUUUAUAGCCGGAAUUGCUAUCUUUAAAAAUUAAAAGAAUCUGAAUUUCUUACAUUUUAUACUGUUGAAAUUGCGUUCUACUGAUUUUCCUGCAUAGCUAAAUUUUGUUAGGGAAAAAGGAUCAGUUUUAUCUGAAUAAUAGACUAUGUCUGACCAAUGCUGCUGUAGUGGAGGUGUUAUCACAAACACCAAACCCUGUACCAUUUUGCCCAAUUUUUUUUUUGUUUUGUUAAUGUCGCUAACUUAACUUUUACCAAAACAAUAAAGACCAACAUUACUUGUUAA
This is a messenger RNA of Pelobates cultripes (western spadefoot toad), 88472 nucleotides long. NCBI's taxonomy places the organism in Eukaryota, Metazoa, Chordata, Amphibia, Anura, Pelobatidae. The record is from the annotation of a GenBank genome assembly.